AGCUGAGAUUUUGGGGAGAGAUGGAACCAUAGAGUUUGAGGCGAUGUUAGCCGGUCUCCUCGCCUGAUUGGACCGGGGAGAGAUGAUGUCAGACGACCGCAUGCGCCCCGGAUUGGAGAGAGUGGAGUAAACAAAGCCGCGAGGAGGAGGAGGAGAGGUCUCCACAUCUCCAGACAGUCCGACCGACACACCGAAUCCGACUUUACGCACAGGAGAGGGCGGCCCGGCGGCGCUUACUCGUCUGCUAACGGCUUAAAGUAACACUGACAGUUCGACUUUAAUGGGUGACGCGCUGAAAAUACUUUUGGAAAAGCUAAAGGGAAAUUUGCCACCGUCGUUAUAUCCGGACACAGUGCAGCUUCUCGUGAAAGUGAGAGACAGAUUAUCAAACUCCGCGCGUAACUGUCCGAAAAGUAUCGAAGGACUCACUCGACCGUGUUCAGCGUGUUUAUUCCGAGAUAAUGCAAUAAUGAGAAAUUAAAGUGAAGUUUACUCAGAGCAGACACGCAUCGGCUAUGCUGCCUGAUCGUUUGGAAACGGCCAGAAUUAGGCUACCAGACCAGAGCAUGGUCUGAUAAUUGGAAAACAGACACAGUAGGGGAGACAAAGUAAGAGAUAAAGAAGUCUAAAAACUUUCGGUGCAUUUUGAGGCUCGUCUGUGGGAACGUCAGACAGCCUCUCCCGUCCAGGUGUCCCGCCGAGCGGUGCGGAGUCUCCAGCUCAGGCCGGCAGCGCUGACAUGCUGCCCAAAGUCGAGACUGAAUCCCUGGGACUCUCUCGAUCGUAUGGGGAACAAGGGCACAUGCCCAGGAAUAUGCAAGGUAAGAGCUGCAGUUCACUUUUAUUCUUAAUACGGAAGGAGGAAACUGAUUCACGGGCUUUCACUUUGUAGAAACGUUCAGAUCGUUGGCAGAUAUGGACCGUUCUCGGACUUCAGGUUCUCUCGGUGCGCACGCUAAUAUCACAAAAACUUCACAACACGAUUAUAGGACGCAUUUUCUUCGGACGACACAAACCAUUUACUCCUCACUGUUUGUAGACUUUUACCGAGUGAUCACCUGGUCCAAAUAUAAGACAGGUGAAGGUCGUUGGUAGAAUUUAUGAAUCACACUUUUGGGUUUAUGUUACUGUAAUUUCCUCUUCUCAUUACAUGGUGUAAAACUGAGACACAAUAGAAACAGAUCAAACAAGGACACAUUUUUUUACGUUUGGCCGGUGAUCAGACACAAUUAUUUUACUCAGCUGUCAUUCAUGCUGGAGGUGUGAGCAGGAGCAGGUUAUGCGUAAAGAGUCGAGGGAGUUCGUGCAACAACUUUUUACGCAAAGGCUGGACAGUAAAAUUGUCCUUCUACAAAGAGCAGUUGAAUUGGAGUUUAUGCACCUUUAUGUGUGCAGAAUCUAAUUUUAGUCAUGUCAUUUGACUGACCUAGAGUUGUUACACUUUGGUUUUUCAAGUUUUUGUAGGCCUACUUCUUUUUUAACGCGAAAUAAAUCAAAAUGUAGGCAGCAGAAAAACCACACGCUGACUUUUUUUAAAAAUCUAGCCCAAAAUAAUUAAUGCAAGUGUGUUUGAAGGGGAUCCACUAAGUGCCUUUAUGGUGCUGAUAUGGGUAAUGUAGUUUAAAUUCAUUUUGGUUUAUUUAUUUUUUAUCUCAGUGAGGAUGUCAAACACACUGCAAAUUUUGGUUUGGAUCUUAAAAUUAAAUGUUGAUGCCUAAAAAUGUGCAGAUUGAUUGAGAGGGAAAAAACCCUGAUUGGGCAUUUAUCUUCACUUUUCUUCGGCCUGUAUUAAAAUAUAUUCUGUUGGUGUGUUUCUUUUAAGUAUCGCCAUCAAAUGAAAGAGGGACUGUCUCGUCUGCCCUCAUUCCCCUCCUGGCAAUUCACCGCGACAUACAUGGACAAUCAAUUAGCCCGCUCGUGCUUUAUGAGCCGCUGAUAACAUACUCUACUCACAAGACAAGGAGUGGUUGCGUGCGCACUGAGCCCGUUAUCUACUUUUACGCAGGACUUAAAACAAGGUAGCUCGGCCUCGAUAGCGAUUUUUUUUUUAGGAUUCACAUUUUCGUACUUUUUUGAGAGGAAAUAUAACGAGACCGCAGGUGAGAGUGAUGUGUGUGUGUGUGUGUGUGUGUAGUCACCUCUGGAAGUAAUGUAACCUCCACGCUCUUCAGACACUUGAAUGCAGAAGGGUCAGAUUUCUCUCUGUUUCUCCUCAUAUCUAAAUGAAAUAAAAAAUAAUAAUAAUCAUUACAGAAAUACUCAUGUUUGUCAAAAAAUGAACCUCUAAUUAAGAAACCAGAACAGAACAGAACAACAUCACAUAAAUUGGCUAACUUUGAAUGAGACUUAACUCGAGUAAAUCUCAGAAAAAUGACAUUUUUUAUUUCUUUUCUUUAUUUCCUUUAAGAGGGAGCCAUUCUCUACGUAAUGCAACGAAAUUAAGGUUUAUAAGUGACCCCCUUUUGUUAAAACAUGUCCAUAUCUACGUUUAUUGAGCUUCAUAAAACCAAAUCCUGAAAAAAAACUCUCUUUUGGGGGGCUUACGUGCAGAAAAAAAGGAAAUUGAGGACUGCUCGGUGGAACUUGUUGCUUCAGCUGGAAUAUGCAGCGCGGCUCCCAGCAGGGCGACGCGCUAACAAACCAGAAUUCAUGUCUAAUUAAAAGGUCUGUGUGAGCUCAUGAGUGGCUUCUGAAGUGGGGCAGAAAUAUGUGUGUGAGUGAGUAAGCGUGUGUGUGUGUGUGUGUGUGUGUGUGUGUGCGUAAAGGGCCCACGAAGGCGUCUCGUUGACAAAAUAUUUCCACUUUUAUAGCCACAUACUCUGAAGCUUUUUCCUGUUUGAUCCUGGCUGCUUUUUUAUGAUUGGAACCAUAAAUGCUUUUGUAAGUGUUGUAAAUGUCAGCCUGGCUGUUUGCUUAGCGCUGUCACAUUCACACUCUUAUCAAUGCAAGGAGGCUGCAACAAAAGUCAGCGCAAUAGUAUUUUUGUCCUUUUAGUGUUUAAGGUCUAACAUCGUAAUUUAAAGAAAAAAAUGGAGACAGGUGUUUUUAUUUAAUUGUAGUACUAAUGGCGUUUUUUUUACACAGAGGAUGUCAAAUAUUGUCAUGAGUUCAGUAUUAGACCAUUUUUCCCCCGGUAGAAAAUCAUUUAAUUGUGACGUUUUCUUAAGCAAACACACAUAAAAAGAAACUAAAUCAACCGGUCUGCAGCAUCCUAAGUUAUUCUUCGAGAGGGAAAAAUAUUGUUGGUUCAAGUAGCUCUUUGCAUGUUUUUUUUUUCUGCUCGCCUGCAGAGAUAAGGGCUUCUCUGUGUGUCUUCAUUUGUCUGUGGGCGGUAACAUUUUCUCCUCCAAUCCUUAACUCUAAUAUCUCUCCAUUUCCCCCAGCGAAUUCACGACUUAGAUGCAUGCAUAUUUAUGAGGCUCACUUUCAAGCACUUUUUUCUUCGUCUUUUUUUUUUUCUUCUUCUUCUUCUCAAAAUCUUUUUUGGCUUCUGUCUGCAGCGAGUGUAGAGGAGCAGGCGGCAACAAGAAGAAAUAAAUGAUCGCUUCCUUUCAACUCAGUCCAAAAAUGGACUACAAAUUAAACCUCAACAAGUCCAACAGAACUUCACACAAAAACAUCUCGUCCAGUUACGUUGCGUGCGUGCUUCCCCGUGGUUCACAUUGAUGGAUGAACGCGGGAUUUUUGGAAAAAGAGAUUUCACAGCACUGAAAUAGACUCCUCUCUCUGUGUCUCCUCCGCAGCACCCCAGAUAAAAAUGAUGGACUACUCAUAUGACGAAGACUUGGACGAGAUGUGUCCCGUGUGCGGAGACAAGGUUUCAGGUUAUCACUACGGACUGCUGACCUGCGAGAGCUGCAAGGUUAGUGCCCUCAUUGUACUGAAAAAUACAACAAGUGUGCCAUUUUCCGGGCUUGUAAUAACUUCCAAACCUGUACGAAUAUUUCACAUUUAGUUUCCUGAUUGGUGCUUUUAUUUUGAAGGUCCUGCAGUGCAUCGUGGGCUGGCAGGCUUAAAUGUAAAGUAGUUUAAGAUGGGUUGAUUGUGUUAUCAUCAGAUGUGUUUAAAGUUUUCAUAAACCCUCCUUAAACCUCCUUUAAAAAAAUUAUCAAAAAAUCUUUACAUGAGUUUCAUUUUCUUUGAAUUUUGCACAUAAGGCCACAUUUAUGGGGCAACUUACAAUAUAAACAUUCAACACUUUCAUGAGUCAAACCAUGCUCCUCUGUAAAUAUGCAUUCUGUGCAUUUAGCCGUCAUUCUUAUUCAGACUGACAUGCAACAGAUCUGCAAAGAUUCAGUUCCUUGUCAUCAAAGUUUGAGGGAAAUCUAAGGUGGAGAGGCCGUGGGUCAAAUCUUGUUGUGACAGUCGCUCUAUAAAUCUUUUCCUGUGGGUGUCAGAGGGAUCUAGGAUGUUUGAGAGAGUCUUGAAAAAGCACGUUAAGUGUUUUUGUAAUUUUCACCACUAUACCAGACACAGAGGGGGAAUGUAGUGACAAAGUACACAAUAAUCCUGCCUGUGUUUGUUAUAGCCUGCACCCAACUGUUUAAAAAUCAUCACAUGCUCAUUAAGAGAGCAGCAACAUUGUACGGCUGCGAAAUAUUUCACACACGCUAAUAAUGAGGCCAUAGCAAAGCAAACAGUUGCUGCUUUUAAUUCGAGCUCCAUCAUCAGCCUGUUUGUCCCUUUCUGCCUGUUUCCACCGUUCUCAACGCCGAGCUAACAGGCGCAACCAGAGUUUUUUUGUUCGCCCAGUAAAGCUGUCAGCACAAAAUGAAGCAAAGACAAAUGUCUCUGUGUUAACACUAUUCAGUGUAAAAAUUGCAGCUUGCAGUAUUGAUGCAGCAGAGCACAUUUCUUGCCUAUGUGGUCAUUAUUCAAAGCAGAUGUUAUAGAUUUGAUCCCAUAUUAUUGACCUUGAGAUGCAAAGCACUUGCUUGAAGGGAGACGUCAGUGGCAGUGUCUCUGCUGUUUUCAAGCCUUAGCACAGAGCCCAAACCACAAACACACUCCCCAGUUUAGCUGAAGACGCUCUGAUGUGUGUGUGAGUGUGCAUGCAGGAUGUAGAUGAAGAGCUCUUUUAUGAGGCGCUGCAUAUCCUUGUUGAAACAUGAAUAAUAUUGAUUGAUCACCUGGAGCUCAUCAUUGAUUAUCUCUAAAAUGCAUGCAAUCUGUUCAGUGAAAGUAGGAUUGUCAGGGCGGAACUGAUAUAUCAGUUUGUUGACGUUACAGGCUGAUAUUAGCAUUAAAUAUCCGUUAUCAGACAGGGAGUGCAAUUUAUCUCCACCUUAAUGGCCACAGCUGUGAAAAACUGAGAAAAUAGCAUCUCUGUUUUAUUCUAUUGUUUGAUAUUACGAUUUAAAAAAAAAAAACUAAAAAAAAAAAAGGUAGUUUUGCGCCGCCGGGAAAUAAUCACAUUUCCUUUACACGAGGUAUUUUAUUUUUGAAAUACUCCAUCUUUUGUGAUCAGAGUUGCUUUUUCGUUGUGAUUGGUUUUGCAAGCUUUGUGGCUUAGGAACAAACAUUCACACACAUGCACACACACACACGUAAGCACACACAUGCACAUACAGGAAAAGAGCACAAAAGAGUGAAUCUCAUGAGAAAGAUUGUUUAACUGCCCGAUACAACCCCAACUCUUUGUACCCACAUGCUGACACAGUCUAAACAUGCAUGCACAUCCCUUCUACUCGCACACACAUGGACAGUUCAAACUACAUGCUAGUUUACGUAAAGUAAACGCAGGAGAACAUCAUACUUGUUAAAAAAAACAAAACGAGCUAAAAGGGUUGUCAUGGACUUCGCUGCACACACACGCAGUCGAAGAGAUAGAGCAACAACAGGAGCAGACAACUUUAUGAUACUGUAAUACUGGUAUAAAGUAAGAAGGUCAAAGGUCAGAGACAAAGUGCAUAUUUGAAAAUACGGAUUUAAAACAUGCAGAAGUAAAAAAAAACAUAAUAUUAGCACAGCUGAAGCAGACUCUGGCCUUGAGUGACAAAUAAAAUCAGUUUCCUGUUGCUCUUAUGUGCAGAGAGUGUCGUGUUUUUUUUUAACCGAAUAUGACAAAGUCAAAGUAGACUUUUUUUUAUAUAUUUCAGAUUAUUGUGACGAUUUUACAAUUUAUUUCAAAGUGCCCCUCUUUCUGUAUGAAUCUUUAGCUUUGUGACUUUUAAUUGAAAAAGAUUGAAUUUGCACACUGACAUCCAUUCAUGACAAACAAGACGCCUUUGACAGGUGACACUUCUUUGUCCUCAUCAAAUUAAAGCUCUGCUGUGAGACACCGUCGAGUUAAAUCUCAUACGUAAUAUUGUGCGUUCUUAAAAGCACGCUCGAAACCAGUUUGGUUCAGAUAUUUUUACCACAUGCGCUGCACUAAAUGGAAAAUUGGGGAGAAAGUUCCUUCUGAAGCAUGGAUUUUUCAGCCCUGAGAAGUCGAUAAUCCAAAACCGAGUGCGGUGGAUUUUUUUUUCUUUUGGACAUAUCAGGCAAUGCAGAUUGUCAAUUAAAUUUGUGUUUGGUGAGAUAUUGACAGCAGCAAGUUCUUUUUUUAUUUUUAUUUCUUUAAAGAGCAGGUUUAAGGAUUCUCCUCCUAGGUUAUGGAUCUAGAAUACGUUAAUACUAUCUCUCCCUGGUUUGAUUUUCCCUGCUGCUGCUUAUCAUUAAUUCCACGUUGCAGGUAUGAAUCUCUGUAAUCCCGGAACUGUGAAUUAUGGAUAUAAUUUAUUGGAUCUUUUGGGCUCCUGUGCUCAUAUUUUUCAAUAAUUAAGUGAGGAGCUGAAAAGAUGCUUUCCUGGUAAAUUCCUUAGUCCUUAUGGGAACAGAAAAUAUUAAGAAUAGUAAUGUAAUUUUUACAAGACAAAUAUUUGAUUUCUUUGAUCUUUAUUGAGACGUUUAUUAUGCAGACUGAAUGUUUUUUAUUGCUAAAAAUAUGAUACAAUAAUGUGAAUCUGAUGAAAAGUGUACGUUUUUUAAUAACUCUUUUUGUAAUUUAAUCAGAGGUUAUACAAAAUUGUCAUUUUUACAGGUUUGUGUCCUUCUUUGAAUUCUGCUUUUGUCUGUUCGUGCUUUUAUGUGUUUGUAUCCAUUAAGUCUGUCCCCUCCAUCUGUCUGGGAGUGUGAAUGGACCAAUUACCGUGGCAUUGCAGGGGUCAAGCGGGUUGACAUCUUAAUUGGUUCUCUCUGUAGGGCUUCUUCAAGCGCACCGUCCAGAACAACAAGCGCUACACAUGUAUAGAGAACCAGAGCUGCCAGAUUGACAAGACCCAGAGGAAGCGCUGCCCGUACUGCCGCUUCCAGAAGUGCCUCACCGUCGGCAUGAAGCUAGAAGGUACGGCACAAUGCUCACAUUUUUUCAGCUCUGCAGGACUCAGGUUUGAGUUUUGUGUUUGUACCUAUGUGUGUGCAUAUUAAGCAUGAGGUUAUGAUGAGAUAUACCAGGAGUGCUCAUCAGAACUGGGCUGGUAGAAAGUGCAUGGCUUAAAAAAAAGUUUGGGGAUUGUAAAAUAAUUAAAAUUUUAUAUUUUUUUUCUAAAAGGCGAAAGGUGCAGUGUACAGUACAUACUGACUGCAGGGACUUUAAAGACUGUUGGACUAGUACUAACUUAUAUCUGUAUGUUUAUAAGUGGGGGGUGAAACAUUUAAAGCUUAUUCUUUAGAAAAAGCAUCUAUUUCAGAAUGUGAUAUAAAAAAUAUAUUGAUUACUUUGAAUUUUGAUUGAUACAUACAUGAGUUAGUAACAUUUUACCAACUUUGAAGCUGCUUUUAUGAACCUGGUUUUAAUUUCUAUAUAUAGUUAGAGAGUGUACACUGCUCUUGGUAGAUGAUUCUGUUUUUUAUGCUCAGCCUUUAUCUGUUAAGUAACUUCUGCUGUUGUGAAAGUUGUUGAAUUUGUGGUAGAGCGAACCCGUAUUGUAACAGACUGAACUGAAUUAAGUACAAAAUUAAGAAUACCCAGAAAAUCCCAAAAAUGUCUGCACCAAGGUGCUGUACUUGAGUAUAAAUUAUUGGUUUAAUCCCACAACUGCGGGUAGUUUGGGGUGUCCAGACCUCCCAGCUAACUUUCACCACAUGCUGUUAGAAAUCAGAUUUUUUAUAAAAGAUUAUAAGAGAACAUUAUCUUUUUACAGCGUACAUGCAGUGCUGUUUUUCAGAACUACUUCAUGAAUAGUUGAGCACAGAUUUUGUCCAUUCUGGGGUUUAAUAUUUAACACUGCUAGCUUAAAUUUGAUCAAGAACUUGCUGUACACAUCUGCUGGAGUCGAGAAGCAGAUUGUGUUAUAACAGUCUGAGCGCUGCAUCAUUUAUUCUUCCAGAUUAUCAUACCUGUGUGUCGUUAAGUAAAGAAACAUGACAACACAGAGCGGCUGAAAGAGGAGGCUGGCUGCUUCUCGACGUCAGCAGAGGUGCUCUAAAAACUUCUUCCAAAGCAGCGAACAGACAGAGCUAGUCUUUGUCCGUUUUGUCUAAGUAUGAUCGUGGUUAAUUGUUGGAUUUAACAUUUUGGAGACCAAAGUGAAAAUAUACUUAUCAUAACUAAAAAGUUUCCUCUCAAAUUGACAUGUCUACCUUUAAAAAAGCCUAAUACCUGUCCUGACAUGAUGAUUGCCCGUAUGAAAGGAUAGAUUAUAUUUAUUUUAACAUUUGACAAUGAACAUCUCAGUAAUAUCCUUUCAUGAAAAUGUAUACUCAGAACAUUUUGAGGUAAAACCUUUAAUUUCUCCCUCAAUGUGAAGGUCCAGCAUUGAUUAUUAGCAUUUGAGAUGGGGUCAAGGGGAGUUGGGGGGGAUCUGGUAGCAGCUCUGCACUUAAACUUGCCAGACAGGGUAAUAGAUAAAAUAUUAAACUUGGCGGUGGGGUGAGAAUAGUAAUGCUGAUACUUUUGGCCGGCCGUUUUGAGGCCUCUUUGUUUGAUUUGAACGUGGCUCAGGAGCUUGUUCAAACACGGCUGUCCAGAAGUGACAGCAUGGCGGGGGCGAGAAAACUUCUCCCACUGCUCAAAAAUAAUAUUUAAAAUCAAUUAUAUCUCUACACAUGAGUUGCGACAUUUAUUCUGAAAUCUCUAAUUUUGGAAUGAAGAAACCUGAAGGUAAUUUUACAUGAAAAAAGGGGGUUGAAAGCUACAACAGUAAUAGUCAUGAUUAUGUGGCAGUUAUGGUGAUCCUCCGCAAUAAAACCUCAAAUUGUUGUACUUUGUGCUGUCUUUUUCAGAGUACUUGUUAUUCAAACAGUUUUAGUUUUACAUCAAAACAGAAUUAUUAAAAGUUUUUGUAAUUUAAUCUAAAUUAUGAAUCCCCAGACUCUUGAAACACACACACAAUUGAGAAAAGUUAAUGUAUAAAAGAAAAGAGACCCUUGGAGGGUAACAGUAGAGCAAACACAGCCUAACUAAAAUCUUUCCGGAGGCUUCUUCUCCCUCUACCUGCCAUGUGGGCUGUAAUUAAUUGCUGUUAAUUGUGAAUGGCCGCUGGGCACAAUGUCCCGGCCUGUCAUUUUCCAGCUGACAGGGGUGGGGAGGGGGGCUCUGUUUGAUUUGUUUUGCUGGCGGUAGCUUUCAGCUCGGGGGCACGACGGGCCCUGCAGCACUCUGUCAGGGGCCAGACGCUGCGGUGGGCGACUCCUGCCAUGACCGGUAAAGACGUCCCGUGCAAAAAAAGCUGACACCCCUCAACACACACACUCCUCUUUCCUGGUAAACACAUAUAUUAUUCAUGAGGAGCCCAAAAAGGUGGUCAGAAGGCCACAGGCGAGAGAUAGAAGCUGCUGUUUGAUCUAGAAAAAAAAAAAAGUGUGUACAAUAGCAGAAAAAAGGAAACAGAGGUUUGGGGUCAUGUGCUUUGUUAUUGCAAUCAUUUCAUUCCAUUACAUAGCAGCUUGCAGCAACAUGUGAAUUCAGGAAAUUGAGUGGAAACCAAAUGUGAGCAAAAAAAUGUGAGGAGGGGACUUUAAAGUUGAUUCAAAGAGUUCUGUUUAUUUUUGCCUGUCUGGUGUUGUUCAGUGUCCUUCCUGUUUGUUGAUUAGUCUGCCAGCCAAUGGGACGCUGACAUGUACAGUUUGAAGUUUGCUGCGCUGGCGGCCUCACAGUAAAGAAGAGGGAGUUUGUGUUUAAAGUGGAGAGGAGGCAGUGAAAUAAGGUGGAAUGGUGCUGUGACGUGACUCUCACCCUCAGUCGUAUUAUCUCAAGGUGAUGAGAAAAGAAAGAAGAAUUUUAGAGUUUUUUUCCACAACUAGUUUAUAAUCAUGACACUAUUCAAAGUAGAAAACUCCUUUUUUAAAUGUCUAACUUCUAUAAAACCACAUUUUGUCUUUAGAAGUAAGGUAGGUAGGUUGGUCUUGUUUUGCUCUGCAGCUCCUCAGCCAGUGUUGACUCAUUGAGAAAAAAUAAUACCGGCCUCGUCCCAUUCAGGCUUGACCCAUUAGCAUAUCAUUCACUAAAGCUGAUGAAGCGUGGCGUAUCCGAACAGCUCCCUCUGGUAUGGUUUUCUUUUUAUGCUCCCUGAGAGUUACUCUGCAUCAUGUGCUUCACUGAGCUGCCUAAUAUUUCCCUCACUUAUGCAUCAAGUUAAAGACAGUAAAGCAAAACAGAGGUACCUCUGACACCAGGAUUUGAACGCGCUCUGUUCCCGCUGUGUGCCGUUUAAUGAAGCAGAAAUUACAUCAUUGUUCAAACUAAUCUGUAAAAAUAAAGGGUUUAUUUGAGUCAUGAAAAUGGAGACUAAAAAAAUCCAGUGCAAGAAUUGCUCCUAUUUUUCCUCCAGCAGAAAAAUGACACAAUUUUCUGAAACUGAAAAUCAUAUAAAUGGUAAUCUUCGCACUUUUGUUACCCUAGUUUUUACUUGUAUAUUCUUCUCGAGACAUGACAAGAUAUUGAUUUAUACUAGCUCUUUUAUUUCCAAAUCUGCCCACAAAACCUUCAUUGAGCCAUUUAGUACAAAUUAGCGACACCACCUGUCUGUUUUUUAUAUUCCUCUCUGUAGCUCUCUCCCUCUCCCUCCACUUUUUAUUUCCUCCCUGUCUCCAUCUUUCUCUCCCUGAUUUGUCUUCCAUCAGCCUCCCAGUACCUGCAGCAGAAGCCGGGGAGCUGUCCCAUUACUUAUGCAUAGGUAUCAUAGGUAUUCAUGUGUGUGCAUGGGAUAGGGCGCAUCCGGAGCAGGGGCCGGGGCCCCGACAUGACAAACAGGGUGUCAGCAAGCCUCCGCGGGACCCAUUAAUAUGCCGGCGAGCGACAGGGAUCCUCACCUACGCACGCUUAAUAUUCCUGUAUAUUAAACAACCAUAAAUCAGAGGGGUAUAAGCGCAGGGGGUUGUGUGUGUGUGUGUGUGAGUGUCAGUGAGUAUAUGUGCUAAGAAACUGUGUGUGUGUGUUUAAGAUGCUUGUCUGCAUGUGCGUGUGCUUGUAUGUUUGAGAUGUUGUGUACACUGGGUGCUGGAUACUUUUUGGAAAGAAGAACAGGGUUUAGGUUGGGUCAGUUUGGGGAUUUAUGGACGCGCGUGUGUGCCUGUGUGUGUUUUUUUGUGUAGACAUGCUCUCAGACAGAAAGUCAGGGGAAUUCAGAGUGGAAGACAACGUCAGCCUUUUAGCCUUUCAGCCUGGCUUUAGCCCCAAAGCCUCAGUGCUAACCCACAAUAUCCCCCAGCUCAGAUCCUUUUCACACCAACAAAAGUUCUUCCCAUGUAGUCCAACUAUUUAUCUUCCUCUUGGUUUUUCCAUUUUUGUGUAUUAAUUUCCGUCUCGUAUCCUUUUAGUUUUUAUUUUUAUAGGUUUUUUUAAAAUUUAAUACGUGUUUCUAGCGGCAUAAAACGACUGCCAAUCAAGCUGAGCACUUUUUUCCCUCCAUUUGUGAUGGAUAAUUCUCACAUUUCUGUGUUUGGCUGCCAUUUUUGUUUGCCUGUAGACCAGUGAUGGCUGUCGAUGUCAGUGUAAUUAUUCAGUUUAUGCAUCUGAUGCCGCAAACCACAAACACUAAACACAUCACCCUCUUGGCACUACAGGCGGACCCACCAGGGAGUCUAAGUUUCUAACAGACACUUUACACGCGUUUAUAACUGGAAAUUCAGUGACUGCUGUGUUUUUAUAGCAUUAAAAAAUAUUUCUGCUAGGAAGUAUUAAUAAAUUAAAGCCUUGAAAGGAGUUAAUUUAUUGUGUUUAAUUUGUGUAUUUAACAAAAAAAAAAUUAUGGGGUGUUAAGCUGCAGGAUCACAUGAUCACUUUGACAGUUUACCUCAUCAGCUGCUCACCCGCUAACAUCCCUCCACCUCAUCCAAACACACACAUGCACACACACCCUGCCCCUCCCCCUUCAAUAAUAAUGUAUUUUACAUGCAUGCAAAUCACCUUGUUUAAUUAGAAUGUGUGUGUGUGUGCGUGUGUGUGUGGAAGUAGUAGUGAUGGGACCCCCCCACCCCCCCAUCCUGAUUUUCAUGAUGUGGUUUUGGUCCCUGGGUCUAAAGAGGCAGGCAAGAAGGCAGUCGGAGCCUAAUUUUGUUUUCCCAGGAGGGUUAACUAUUAGUUUCUCAGCUCAUUAAUUACGCUGUUGUGCAGAAAUCAUUAAUAGUUAAAGUCGCUCUACAAUAAUGUAUAAUAGAUAUAUUUGACGGCUCCUGAUUUCUUCUUUUCUUUCUUUGAUGUCUGAUCAAUUUUUCAGUGGUCAUGAUAUUUCCUGAGCUCGCUUAAGUAGGCUGUGGAGUUGACCCCAAGCAUGUUGGGAUAUAAAUGUGUGAGCAUGAGUGUGUGUAAAACCACUUGGUAUAAAUUAGAUGACCAAUUAAGCAAUAGGGGGUCCCCAAAGUGGUGCGACAUCUGUCCUGUUAUCUCUCCUUUUUGUGAUCCGCACCUGUGUGCGAUGCUUGUGUUGUUUAACUUAUUUAAAUUAUAAGUGAGUCAGAUUGCGCAAUGUGUAUUUGUGCGUGUGUAUACGUGUCUCUCCUCUCUGCUCCUCUCGCUCAGAUCAGUGACAGACAUUUUUGUGAUGGAGGUCAUUAAAAUUGCUCCCAAGGCAGCAUUGAGUGUGCGAGUGUGGGAUUUUCUGUGGGCAUAACUGGGACCCCCUCCACCCUGCCUUCUCCACACACACCCCCUUCAAUUUUCUUCCUCUGUUCUUUCACUCAUCUGUCAAAGCAUCACGAGCUGCAGUGGACCCAGGCUGACUUACUGGAUAAUCUGUCAGUGUAUGUGUGUGUGUGAUCAGGGUGAAUGUUUGUGCAUUUACAUGUGUCACUUUUACAUAAAGACAAAUGAAUUAAAUAAAAAGACUAUGAUAUCAUUCAUUGUUAAAGUGAAUGAGUUUCUAUUACGUAGUCUCCCAGACGUCCGCCAGCACAUCGCACAGUGGGCUUUGUGAGUGCAGUCAGAGUAAGAGGUAAUUAAGUAUGAAUAAUUAACACCAGUUACCCCCGACUGGGAGACAGCAGAGCAGCCUCCCCGUGGCAGCAGCCGGCCAGAUCACACACGGUCCUCAUAGCCCUCCACUUUGUGCCUGGCUCAUUCAUUAGAAAUACCCUCGGCACAGACUCGUUGUGAUCCUCACCACAGGAUCCCGCGCAGAGAAGGGGGAGACAGGGGGCGUCGCGGUUAUGUUUGGUCAAUCUGAAAAAAAAAAAAAAAAAAAAAUGCUUAUCGUCAGCCUUUUCAGCAGAAAACAUUUUUGCUAAUGGCCGGUGACCGUUUGAAGCUUUUAGAUACUGCAUAGUCAAAUAACAUUAAUAAAAAUGAAUCAGUUCAAUUAGAGAGGGAAUUAAGUUUUCUCCGAGUUUACGGUAAUAUCUAACGUGUAUUUCCUGAGUGAUAGACGGAGAUAACCAGCUGUAUAACAAUCAUGCAGUGGAGCAGUUCAUAGAAGUUUGUGGCUCCGGUCAAUGAGUAACGACACUAUCUUUUAGACCUGCUGGGUUUAGGAGUCAACAGGUAAAUGUCAAGUGUAAUCACCACAGGAAUACCUUUGCCCUACAUACAAGUUUCAAAACACAAUGCUUGAACAGGGACUAAUGUUGAAUAACCUCUAAAAUACUAAGGAUUUAAUCCGUACCAAAGUGAGUAGCCUCUCCUCUUCAAGCAAAUUCAUAACUGUGUUGUUUACAUAAAUAAAUUUAAACGUACAGAAAUGGGUCUUAAUCUGGAUAUAAAACAGAGAUGAUUAAAAACUAAUGCCUCCGUAUGACCUACAGAAGCAAACAAGAUCACCAGCAAGCCAACUGAUUAUUUCUGAAUUAGUUAUUUUUAUGACAGUUAAGAUAAAGCAGGACAAGACUUUUCAUGAUGCAUGCAUGUUAAAUCUCCUGUGAAAAACUUUGUGAAGGUUUUGGCUCCCCCUGUGGUCAAAGCGGUCGUUGCCUAUCUUGUCUCAGUAGUGUCUUCUGCAAAAAUAUCUGAUGGGGCUGACUUUUAACAGCCAAAUGUUUCAUUUUAUGUGAAUAUUCAACAGAGAAAUUGUAGAAACAGAGCUGUUUCUUCAGGGCUUGUGUUGACACCUACCCCCUUGCACUGGUUUCAGGCUUUAAAAAUGCAACAUCAAGUCCUCAAUCUUGUCGCUGAUGGUCAUGUUUUCUUUUUAUGUACUUUUGUAAAUCUCUUUUGUAAAUGUUAAAAAACUCCCAACAGGAGCUUUAAGGACUAGCUAAACUGACUACUAUCGUCAGCAAAACUGAAACAAAGUCAAAAACAGUUUGAUGCUUGAGCAUCAACAUUAAAGAGAUCUGUAGUGCUAACAAAUUUCCCAUGUUUUUGUUCCUCUGUUUUAUUGUCAGCUGUGCGGGCAGACCGCAUGCGUGGCGGGCGCAACAAGUUUGGCCCGAUGUACAAACGUGACCGUGCCCUGAAGCAGCAGAAGAAAGCACUGAUCCGAGCCAACGGCCUGAAGAUCGAGGCCAUGACUCAGGUGAUGCAAGCUGUUCCCACUGACCUCACCAUCUCCUCAGCAAUCCAGAACAUCCACUCGGCCGCCUCCAAGGGCCUCCCACUGAGCCACCACACUGGCCACCACACCGGUCACCACCACCACCACCACCAUCACCAUCAUCAUGCCACUGCCCUGCCCCCCACAGACUACGAUCGCAGCCCUUUUGUCACCUCGCCAGUAAGUAUGGCGAUGCCCCCACAUGCCGGCAGCCUGCAGGGCUACCAGACGGCCUACGGACACUUCCAGAGUACUCGCACCAUCAAGUCUGAGUACCCAGACCCGUACACCAGCUCGCCGGAGUCCAUCAUGGGCUACGCCUAUGUCGACGCCUACCAGUCAGGCUCACCGCCCAGCUUUCCUCAUCUGAUCGUAGAGCUGCUUAAGUGUGAGCCAGACGAGCCACAGGUUCAGGCCAAGAUCCUGGCCUACCUGCAGCAAGAGCAAGCCAGCCGGGGCAAACACGAGAAGCUCAACACUUUCGGUCUCAUGUGCAAGAUGGCGGACCAGACGCUCUUCUCCAUCGUGGAGUGGGCACGCAGCAGCAUCUUCUUCCGCGAGCUCAAGGUAAGUGUUCAAGACCAGUCUUGUCUCUGUUGUACCAAAUAUCAGCGAUCUGUCACAGCCCGCGGUGUCUCAUUCAACAAUAUUAGCAACAACAUGGUGGAACUACUCUUGGUGAUGGAUGGGCCGGACAACACAGAGCAGUUGCCAAGGAAACUAGGUUUUAAUUAACUUGUCCAAAACUAAAACACUUUAGGAUGUUUUCCCCAACCUUUACCAUGUAGGUGUACACAGUGUACGACAGUAACCACACAUAGACAAGAAGCAAAUAGACACUACCAUGUGUUCAUAUGACAUAGAAAAUCUGCCUUUGCAUCUUAAUGAGACCCCAGAGGGCUGUGACGAUGUGUUGGUAUUUGUCAACCUGGGUUAUCCAAUUAAAAUCAACCUGGGGUAUUUUUUGGCUUAAAGGGAGGAAAAAUGUUAUUCCCAUAAUUGCACAGCCACGGUAUUGCCAAUCAACCCUAUCAGUAAUGACAGCAUAGUACUAUAUGAGUUUAAUUCUAUUUGCAGUUACUCUACAAGCCUUUAAUAAAUUAUCCCGCAUUUUGUUUCAAUGCCAAGUCUUCCACCACGCUGUCAUCCAUAAUUGACAGCACUUUAUACAGUUCAUGAACAUCAUCUGCUCAACCCUUUAUCUUCAACAGGCCUUUAAUCUUCCUCUUUUUAUGCACUGGCUCAACAUUAAUACAGAGUACACAGGGCUGUCUGCUCUUAGCUGCCACCUCUGUCUGUCUCCCUGCCUGAUCAAAAUGCAGCAGGCGACCGUAUUUACCCUGUGUGUGACACAUUCUGGCUAUGAGUUGUGAAAACUUUGACUAUGAGCUUCAGGCACUUUUCAUACUAACAGGGUCUUAGUGUGAGGCUUUUAUGUGAACUGAAUACCGCCCAUCUCCCCUUGAAAUAUUCCUCUGAUCUAAGAGGGAACACACUGUGUGAUGAUGUGAGACAUUUGCCAUUUGCAUACUGGUCAAACUAAAUUCAGAGAAGGGACCGUAUCACACAUAGAGAAACAUUUUGGGUUGGUUUUCUUUUUAAUUACAAUAAUAUUAAGACAGCUGAAAACUUUUAGUUAUUUGACAUUUAUACUUAUUGAAAGCGCUCUAAACGAGGUUUUCUAAUUACACCAGGUCAUAGGAAAUAACAAAUUAAGCUAAGUAAGCACUAUGUCUUCUGUGAUAUUUUAGCACACUAAAUCCCAACUGACCGAUCCCCAGCAACUAUCCACAAACGCCUCAGUGUAAAAAUGUGUUAAUUUCCACACAUUCAUCUCCGAGCCCAAGGGAAACCUUCUCGAUGUGUGUGCAUGCUCGCGGCUUUAUUUCCGCUGAAUGAAGGUUAAUGUUCAGAGCAACAUGAAAGGUGUUUGAUUAGUGUGGGUUCACCUGUUUUUCCUCCUGUUGUCUGACUCCUUUUGUCUGUUUGUUUCAACACCUCAUCGCCAACGGCUCAGCUGCAUAUUCAUAGGCACAGGCUUUAGUAAAAAAUCCCCUCUAAUAUUUAACAUUAUUGUGUUUUCAAGGAGGGAAAUAACACAUAAAAUGAAUGAAAUAUUAAAAAUGGAGCCAAUUACAGCGCAGACAAGAGUCCUUGAAAAACGCAUGUUGACAUUUAGCACACACUGUGUCCCCACUAUUGACAUUUUACAGAUUUGUAUUUGCAUUUAGUUGGGGUGCACAGUGGGAAACAGGCACAUACACAUCCUCAGUCUUGUCAUUGGGUGUGGCUGCAGCUAAUAACUGUGUGUGGUUUGCCCAUUAACUUUGAAUGAUCAUUUUUGCUCCACAGUGAAGCCUCUUUAUUUUUUACACCCUCAUUCUAAUUCAAUUAUCUCACCCACUUGUGUUCAUUACUCGCUGAUUUGCGCCUGAAUGAAAUGUCAUUAUGUUUGCCUAAUGACUACCCAUAGUAAGGGAGCCUAAGAGUAAUUGUACAGCGUGCAUGUUACAAAGGUAGAAAAUGACCUGAGCUCAAUGCAAAAGAAAGCUCUUCUUGCACAGGGCUGCCCCUGUUACAUACACACGGCCCAUUGGUUUAGGAGCGGUGAGGGCGUAUUUCACUAAGUGAGGGAGAUAAUUGAACUGAGCCCCUCUUUUGCCUUUUUUUUUAAGAGCCACCUGAAGCACAAGAGGGAUUGAGAAAUAAUGUGCUAGCUGUGACAGUUUUUCCCACAUAAUCUACAAUCCCCUGUCCCUGCUUGUUACUAAUUAUCAGGGGAGACUGCUGAGCAAGGCUCAACGAUGAUCAGGAGGAUGAUGAAUCAAUACAGUAAUCAAUUUAAAUGUAUACUGUUAAAUCAAAUGAGUUGUUUUGGUAUAUUUUGUUGUUUUAGUUACAGAUACAUAUAUAUUUAAUCCACUAUGUGAGCACAAAAUUCUUAUUACCAGACAGAAACCUCAAACAAAGCUAACUCAGCGGUUGACGAUCAUCUCAUAAUCGGUGUAAAAAAAUAAAGUAGUUUCCGUUGGUUUCUAAAGAGGUGUUGUGAAGCCAAAUGAUGGUAGAAAUACUGACAUAAAAAAUAUUCAUAUAAUCCAGAAACAGGAAAAAAAAGGUGGAGCUGAAGCCACAGAUAAGCUGCCUGAUAUAAAGCCAAAAUGUGCCCACCUGCAUAGCUCUCUGUCUUAAUAUUAUCAAAAUUAACAAGUUAUCAAAAAAAUCAUCCCAUCUCAAAAGCCAACACCAUUUUUGUACCAGGCUGUAAACAUGUUUAACUGUUGUGAAAAAAUCAACCUAAUGGCCAUUGGUUUUUGGAGUCUGUCUCAAGUGGACAAUUUAGGAACUGCAGUUUUCUGUACCUCUGCUUUGGCUUGAUUUUUUUCUGUUGGGCCAUCUGUUGUAACUGGAUAGACAGGUGAACUGGAAAAAAAGGAGAGACAGAGAGUUGCUCAAGGUUUCUGCCUGUUAAAAGGAAGUUUUUCCUUGUCACUGUUACUCAUGUUAGAUGAGAUGGGCCAAAUCCCAUCUUAGGUUGGGUCUUGAUAAUUCAUCAAACAAUGACUUGGUCUAGACCUGCUCUUUUUCUUUGGAAAACGUCUUGGGAUGACGACUGUUGGGAAUUGGCGCUAUUUAAAUAAAAUUUGAUUGAUUGAUUGAUUGAUUGAGAGUUGGAGUCAAACAGACAAGGAGAUGUGCAGACUAACUAAAAUAGACUUAUAGCCACCAUCAAUCCAAUGAUAGGCUAACUCAGCAAGUAGGCAGCACCAGAAGUCUCAACUGAAAAUAAUUUCAUUUUUUUGAAAUACUGACAUGCUCAUCAAUAUCAUUUCUUGAUCACAACCAGAAAAAAAUACAAAAAAGGCCUGUACUUGAUAUUAACUUUGUGAACAAUAAUGGAAGAGGUCAGAAACAGGCAGAAACUAACCACACUCUGAGCUGCUGUUCAUUCUAUGACAAAGUUUCUAUCUGUUUUUAAAUUUAAAACGUCCUUUAUGAAAGAGAAAAUAAAGCAAACAGAGCAUCUUCUUUUACCUGACUUAUUGCAGUCCACCUUAAAUAUCUGCCCUAUCCCCUUCAUCUCCUUCCUUUUGUCUGUGUUUCAAUGUUACACGUGCACACUAAAGUGCUGCUCAAAAGCCUGACAGGGGUUUUCAAUUUCCACAGAUGUUGAAAAGUUAUAAAAUUGUUUUAUAGCACAGUAAUAGUCCUAUUGUUUUAACUCAUAACCCCUGAUGCAAUUUGAAAUAUAUUGGGUUUUUUUUUUUACUUGCCUAACCUUUAACCCCUCUUGUUUAUAUAGAUCUGACUUCUAGAUGUGAGGUCAAGCCUGGGAUAAAGAGAGACAGGAAGCAGAGUUGAAUAAAAAGUUUGUCACAGGAGUGGUGUGGCGCUGUAGGAAGCUAUAAAUACACUUUCAUCUCACACACACAGAGACACAGACACGCACGCACAGACAUUCCCACAUUAAGACACAGACGCUGCUCACACAUAACGCACAGCCCCUCUCUCUCGCUAUUAUUAGCUCUGUAAGAACAAAAGAAUUUCUCUGGUAAUAGAGCCAAGCUGGGAGGGUGUGAGUGAGGCGUCUGCCAGAAAAAGUGUUUAAAGAUUUAGUUUCCAUAAGUUGGCCUCGGUCACGGGACUCAUAAAUAUUUAGCCAUUAGGAGAACCUUCUGAGGAGCUCCCCCCAUUCUUCUCCAACGCUAUAUGCCACCCCCUCCUUUCUGGGAAUGAGGCAUGACGUGAGUUUAUUUCUAACACCUUGAAUCCAAGAAGUUGGGGUGGACUGACUACCCCCACCUAUCACUAUUUCUGAUUGGUUUUCCACGACGACGAUUAGAAAAGUCACGUCUGCUGGACUGGUUUUGAAAUCAGGAAGAAAUUGUGAAUUCUGGCAGGGCUGAGGUGAAAUCAUUUUCAGAUUUUAAUAAAAAUUGGGCAGGCUGUAGACAUUGCAUUUAUGGAUGUCUCAAUAUCUUGAAGUUUACAUCUUUCUUGUUGAAUUUAUAGAUUUUUCUAACUGCUCAGUUUUUAGACUUUGGUGUAAUUUUUUCCUCAGUAAAAUAUCAAAAAGGAGUAUUUCUUUAACUUCUAUUAUUAGUGUGUAAGUCUGUUUCCAAGCCUAUGGCGGCAUCUGAGUGAGAUCUAACGGAAGGGGACACAUGUGUUUGUCUCUCAGUGACAUUUGCCUGCACACGGCUACUACCCCUCCCCUUCCUACGCUAGCCUGUCCUGCAGUGAACCCCUCUGUAAGCUCUGGUGCCACCCGAACACCAGGCAACUUUAGGCUUUAAAGGACAAAUUCGUACAUUUAUACACUUUAUAACAGCCUCUGACCCCUAUGCUUCCAUACAAACCUGUGACAUCAAACUGCACAAAAGCGGCGUACUGUUUUUUGGGAUGUUUAAAAAAAAUAAGAGAUCUUUAUUAACACAUCAGACUGAGACUGCAGAAACGAGUAAAAUGAAGAUAGUCUAAAACUUAAUUUUAGAUAAGAGAGAAUUUGACCUUUGAAUUAAAUAGUAACCAUACUGCUCGAGUUUAAAAUGUGAGAUUUUAAAAUAUGUCUUAUUUUCUUGGUGAAAACUGAAAAUACCGACUUCUUAAAACACCACUUCUAAUGUUCCUGUUUGUGCUCGAUAUGAGAGCGGACAGCUGUUAGUCUGCCAUCGUGAGCAUGUGUGUGUUUACCUGCCUGUGUGCAUGAGUGCGGGUGACUCAUACUGUAGCCUGCCCAGUGCUACCCUCUCCUCCAUUGUUCCAGUCCCUGCAAACACAAUGAGAGGGAGAAUUUAGCGGGGCAAUCGGGACUAUUGAUGAUUCACAUGUUUAUAUCUUACCUUCCUAGUUGUACUCCCUUCGCACUCCCCCCCUCCCCUCCUCCUUCCUCUCCUCACCCUUUAAUAAAAGGAUGUGUGUCUGCAGUUGUGGGACAGCGUGCACCUUUGUGUGCCCUGUCGACACACAACAAACAGAGGCUGAUGAAGCAACGGAAAUGACCACGCUUGGAAAGAGUUUGAAGUUAUGCUGCAAUGUUUGACAAUAGAGGAAAUGAUACACCUUCAGAUAUAGUUCUCUGGUAUUUAUAGAUCCAAUAGAUAUAGAUAGAGUAGAUGUUGUUACGUUUAUUAGGGCUCAAACGGAAUUAAGACACAUCACCUAUAGGUGUUUUUGUUUUUUUUUUUUUCAUUUCUGGUGUAUUUUUGAACUUUUAGCUUUUUUCUAAAAAGGAAAAUAUUUUAAAAAUUGAACCCGGUUGAUUUUUGAAUAUUUUUUCUUAUAUUCAGCUAAAAGUGAGUCCCAAAAUCUUUGCAAUGCUUACGUAGAACACAGACAUAUCAUCAACCAUAGAUGUGACCUAAAUGAGGUUUUAAAAUCACUGUUUUAAAUGAUAUAUAAUAUUAAGAACCCUUGAGGAUACGAGUAGUUUCUGACCUCAAACUCGUGCCAAUCUUUCAUAACACACAAUCUUUGCAAGACCAGCUUUUGUGGCAAGAGUGCAUGUAUAAAACAUGUUUUUUUAGGCACAUGUUUUUUCUUUCUAGUCUAAACUUUUAUGGCAACGAGUAAAAAUUUUGAGACACUGGACUAGAAAAUUAGUAUUUCAGUUUUAUGCUAAAGCUGACAUGUAGUUCAGAGGCCGUCUUCAGUAAAAUGGAGUGUAACUUAAUCUAUAUAUUUAGUCCAUCCACCUGAUAAAAGCAUAGCAGAGAGGAAAAUAGCCAUGACGUUUUGAAAUGUGGCCUCUCUGUUUAUUUAAAUCGUCCUGGGACGGUUUUUUGGGGGGGCACAGACAGGUUUCUUUGCUUCUCUGUCUCUUUCAUUUUUUUUUUUUUCAGUUUCAUCUCUCUGCAUGUAGAGGGAAUGGCAAAAGCAGAAACUGGGGGCCAUUAAGUUGAGGAGGAACUGUAUUAGAAGUCUUGUUCCCUGGGAAAGCUCCCAGCUGAGACCGGGCGGCCAUAUUGGAUAAACAGAUGGCUGGGGAGAGGAAAGGACAGGCGAGGAGAAACAGAGGUGAAACAAAGAGGGGAGAUGAGAGGGGAGACGAGCGGGUAAGGAAUGUGGAGAGAGCAGAGGAAAGGGACGCAGUUGAGAGGGGAAAAUAGGAAAGAGGAAGAAACUGUAAGAGGUGAUGCAAUUGAGGAGAGGAGGAACAGAUUAAAGAGGAGACAGGAAGGGUAAGAGGGCAGGACAGGGGUGAGAUCUUCUGUGUAGGACAGGGUAGAAGAAUGGUUCAUUAUAACUGGUGUUAACACAUGAUUCUUUAUAUCACAGAACUAAACUUACACAUGUUAAGUUGAUUUACCCCUGAAAUACGACGAGCGGCAGCACCUUUGGGGGGGUUAAGGGCUUAGAUAUUGACCAUAAGCUGAAACAUCCACUCUUCAUGAUAUUGUUUUAUUGUGCAGAUGGUGAAGAAAUGAACACCGUCUGUACAUAGAUAAGAUGAGGUUUGUUACACGGAGAUGAAUUUGAAGUCUAUAAAUAAAAGUACAUUUUUAAAAUCUAAAAGAAAAAUCUUAUACCUGUAUCUUUCUUGGCUAAGUCCUACUCAAGUAUCAGAAGUAUCCUACUCAACAACCCAAAAUACAUGCCCUUGAAUAAUUUUUUUCUACCUGUUUGUGUCCCUCCUCAGUCACUCUGUUUGACAGAUCCCUCCCUCAGGUGGUGCAGGGGAAGGGGGGGGGUGGGGGUGGGGGUCUGAGACUUUAACCCUCCUCCUGUGUUAGGGUCUGCACCGACCCGUUUUUGAUUUUAAAUGCUUAAAGAACGACUUAAAUUAGCUUUUUUGCACCAAGACUUUUUGACUCUGUCAGAAACCUCUAUUUCAACAACAAAAUAAUACUAAUAAAUAAAUAAACUGACUAAAUUAUAAUAUACUUUUAUUAAAAUUGUGGCACUUGUCGUGUUAGGGUCGCUGUUGACCCGGUUAGAUCAAUAUCUAAUAAUUAGAGCAAAAACUAAAAUCAUAAUUGCACUGUCAGGAAACACACUGAUAGUCAGAUCUUCUUCCAAUCAUGUGAGAUUUAGGAAAUUCUCAUUUUGCCAUGUUUUUUUCCCUGCACAAAAAACAACGUCAGGCAUGUCCAAACAUGUGAAAUCUAUUCAGUGUAGAUGUCUUUAGAUGAGGGGUGUACUGACAAAGAAAGGCCCAGAGGCUCACUUCAAAAAUAUUACAAACAAUAUUGUCAUGGAUAAUGAAGCCUAACAAGGUAACCUAGAGAUUAAAACCAAAUUGGAUGAUAGAGAAUUGUUUUUAGCAUAACUUACAGCUGAUUUAAGACACGGGUCAAAACAGACCCAUAACAUGGUAGGUGGGUAGUAAAAGCUAACACAGGAGGAAGGUUAAAGAUUUACCUGAUUGAAUAAUGUAAGGUCCUCUGACGCUCCUUUGCUCACCCCUUCAUCUAAACCCAUAACUUCCAUAAUAACUGCAUUAAUUUACUUUAAUAUAAUUAUAUACACACCACCCCCUGUCCCUGUCCAGACUGGAGGUUGACACUCAUAAACACCACCUUGUUCAUUACAUGACCUAUAUGAGCAGUUUCAUUUCAAGGUGCAUGCAAGCGUAUGUGCGAGUGUGUGUGUGAGUGCAUAUUUGUGUGUGUAUGAGAGGGAGGGGUGCAGUGCUCCUGCCCUGCUUUGACCGCUGAAGCACCUUUUCUUUUUUUUUUUUCUUCACACCCCAUAACUGAGUGGAAAUUAAUAAACCGUUUUAGGCGUGAUCUGUGAACCCUGGGAAGUGGGAUAUCUAUACCAGCUUCCCCAUUACACACACACCCACACACACAUUAUCAGAGCCUCGGGCUGCAAUGUCUGUCUUGUCAUAGAGGUCAACGGUUUUCCCCCCCAGAACAACCUCCCCUCCCGACACCCCAAUCCUGACAAACUGCAAGCGUGAUGGGGUUGGCGGCCGCAUGCAGUUGGCAGAGAUUUGUAACCGUGUCCCUGGUCCAUUGCAUUUGAAUUAUUCGGCGGGCUGUGAUGCCCCCCCAAACACACUGACACACACACACACAUACACACAGAUAUAUACACACACACACACACUGUAGCAGACUUGCUUUACUUUGGCUGAGGAUAAAGAAGGUAAAGAAAAAAGGUAGAGGAGAAAUAAGAGGAUUAAAUAAGUUACAGAAGGAGAGGAAAGAGUGCGAGCUAAAAUAAGACUAGAACUUUGAGGUAUAGAAAGGGAGAGAGGGAUAGUUUGAAAGAGCAAGAGUGAUCAUGGGAUAAAAAGAGGAUGGGGCAAAGUAAGAGGUAGAUGGAGAGAUAAUGUAGCUGACAUAAGAGAUUAAAAACAAUCAAGAGAAACAAUGAGGAUAAACGGGAGGAUGAACAUAGAGCUGUGAGGAGCAACUACCAAGGGCAAGAAGAGGAGGAGGAAGAAUAGAGGGGGCAAAGUGAAGGACAACAGGGGAGGGUGUGGAGGGGGUGAAAAGAGGUCUGCUAGGUUGGGGGGUGGGGUGGGGGGGUGUAAGGGGGAACAGGUGGAAGGUUAAUGGGCCUGGAGCGGAUCCACCAGACGCUCUUGGGCUUGAUAUAUGGGCACAGGGCCCAGCGCGGGGCGUAGGCUUUCAAAGAUAUAUUAUUUCAUUUGAGGAGCAGCACCAUUCUGGCCGACAACCCCACCCACCCUCACCCCCUACUUCCUCAAACACCCCCCAACAGCCCGGCAUUUGUCCGGUGAUAGAUGACAACCCCCCCCCCAUCACACACACAAAUACAUAUACAGUAUUGUUUCCCUAACACGUGUGUGUAAGGAAGGUAUGUGUCCUGAUACUCAUGUGCAGUGUGUUGUUGGUUUAGUCUGGAGACUUUCGUUUUUUUUACUGAUUCGGCUCCUUUUUUCUGUCUCUGUCCUUUCUUUCCUCUUUCCCAGCCCCUCCCUCUUGCUGUCAGUCUUUCACCCGGGCUGCAGGCAGGUCUUAUGGCCGCCUGUGUGUUUUUUUAAGUUGCUAUUUUAGUGGUAACAAUAUCUGUUUGAUCAGUAGCCCUGGGAAGGAGCAGGAGUUUUGCAGAGGGAGGGGGGGGCUUGACUGGGAGGAAAGUGUGGUGGGGGUUCACAAAGGCCUCUUUUCAUUCAUAAAUUAUUGACCACUUUGAAAGACAUCACUCACGUUUUUUUCAUAAAUACUGUAAAAGUGCUCUCCAGAUUUUUUACUUCUGUCAAUUCUACCAAUACGGGAUGGAAAACGUCGAUUAUUUUGGAUCCUUUUUAAAGGCACAGCAUGCGGUCAGUCACAAGAUGAACAUAAAUCGGAUUUAACAGAGGCUGUCUGUACGGGCUGCUACAGGUUAGGCCUCUUGAUUUUUAAUGUACCUUAGCAACAUACCAAAACCAUGAAGCUCUACCCUUGCAAAUAUAACCUAUAAAUAAACCAUAUGUGUCAAAGGAGAAUACGUGAAUUUGAAAAAGUUUGUAAUCCACGUCUGCAGCAUGACAAGAAUCCAUAUCGAGAUAAAACACUUGUUUCCUAAAAUUGACAGAUUUUCCAGAUUAUCUAUAAAACUUUAGCUUUUUGUGGCAGGUAGAAACCAAUCUCUCAUUGUCCUCCUUAUGUACCCCAAUGGUUGUAGUCUGAUCUUCAAGACACAGUUUUUCCAAAUACUGGAUUGGUCCCGUAGGUCCAAACCCAGGGGACCGCAGGAGGCCGGAAGGAAGAACAGGAAACUUGUUAAAAGAGAAGAUUUAAGGUCGCCUGUCCCUGAGGAGCAGCGGCCAUAAGGAGACGACGGGGGCUGGGAGGUUUUAACAUGCGCAGAAGUCUGCUCAUCUACUUGUUGCUUUGAUGGGGAUGAAAGGCUGUCAUGAGGUACAAGUUUACAGAGCUGCGGGCAAUGAUGGACUCAACUGUCCUCCAUAACGUUUCCUCUUCCUUGUGCUUCCUCAGCCGCUCGUAGGAGGAGCUUUCCUUUGGCUUGCUUAAGCAUUUCACCAAAAUUCCCCUCACUACAUGGGUCGAACACAGUAUACUUGUUUAUGAACACUGACAAGACAUGGAGCUGUUGACAGAGGGACUUUGUUGCAUUAACCAAGCUUCUGCACUCUAGUGGAAGAGAUGUUUUUUUUUCAUCCUCUAUCUCUGCCUCUUCAAACCACUGCUGAUGAAAUAGCAGGGGAAAAAAUAAACAAAAAAAUUGUCCCCACCUCUGCUGUAGUUUUUCAUUUUCAGGCAAGUUAACACGGCGUGAUUCGCAUUUGUGAGCACUUUGGGCAUUCUGCAGGAGAAGGAGCAGGUUUUGUUUAAGUCUUGUUUGAGGAUGAUCAGGGUAAAAGCCUUUUUUAUUGGCAGGUCAUGCUGCUUGUUAAGAUGCUGACGCAGGUGACUAUACUGUGCUGUUAGCCUCGGUGGCCCCGGAAUGACAUGGUUGUUGUUUUCGCAAGUUGGCAAGAGUCAGUCAAAUCUGCACAGACAGAGAAAAGUGGGAAUGAGCGACAGAGAAAAUAAAGAAAACAAAGUGGAUAUGGGGACUUGAUUUAGCUGACCUGGCCACUAACAAAUCAACUCAACGGCGUGCAAACACUUUACACACUCCGGCAAAGUACAAAGAAACUUUCACUUCUCCUCCUCUGGGCUGAACCACGUUAUGAGUCGUGUUAAAUCCACAGUUUACGCAGAAACCUUUCUAAAGUGGGAGCUCUGCAAGCCAAAAAAGCAGUAGCAGUUCGCUGCAACAAAGGCCAAAUUAAAACGUGAUCCCUCUGUUAUCUGCUGGGGGGUUGGUGGCUGAGGGUGCCACUAUGUUGUCAGACGGGUGGUGAAUGUACAGACAGGAGUGCUGGCAUUUUGCUUCUAAAUAGCUCCUGGCUAUAAGGUUUCCUGGAGGUCAAAGGGGACGAGGUGUGGCUGCUGCAGCCUUACGCCGACCCUCAACCUCUAAACUAAACUCACCACACAAAAAUAUGCAAACCUGUCAGCUAAUUUAUCUUCCUCUUUUACACUUGCCUGCAUUGCAUAGCCGUAAAAUACGCAGUAUAGAUCCCCCUGGCUGAAAAAAAUGGCUUUAACCUUCCAACCCAUUUUUGAUUUUAAAUGCUUAAAAGAAACACUUAAAUUAGUUUUCUAUGCAUCAAGACUUUUUGACUUUGUCAGGAAUCUUUAUUUCAACAAAAUAAAAAUAACAAAAUUAAAUCGACUAAAUUAUAAAAUGCUCUUAUUAAAAUUAUGGCACUUGUCAUGUUAGGGUCGCUGUUGACUCAAUUAGAUCAAUCUAAUGAUACGAGCAAAAACUGAAAUCACAAGUGCACUGUCAGGCACCACACUGAUAGUCAGAUCCUUUUCCAAUCAUGUAAGAUUGAGGAAAUUCUCAUUUUUCCAUGAUUUUUCCUGCACAAAAAACAACGUUGGACUUGUCCAGACAUGAAUGAUCAAUACAGUAUAGAUGUCUGUAUGAGGGGUAUAUUGACAAAGAAAGACCCAGAGGCUCACUUCAAAAAUAUUACGAACAAUAUUUUCAUGGAUAAUGAAUCCUAACAAGGUAACCUAGAGAUGAGAACCAAAUUGGAUGAUAGAGAAUAGUUUUAAGCAUAAUUUACAGCUGAUUUAAGACACAGGUCUAAACCGACCCUUAACAUAGUGGGUGGGUAGUAAACACUCACACAGGAGGAGGGUUAAAAAAGGCACUUAAACUAUAAGUAGACUGUGAUAUCCAUUUAUAACACAUUAACAUAAUCUGACGUUUUAGCUUUCUUGUUAGAGUUGUAGACACUUCAUGAACCCUAAUAGGAUAACAGUUUUGGAGUCUAAUGUCACUGAAGUGUCACUGGACAACAGUGUAAAAGAGUAGCUCAUACACAUGGGUUCAAAGCUUGAGUCUUGUCUUUCCUAAAGGGUUCCACAUGAAAAAAAAAACUCCCUUAACAGUCCCCUGAAAUACAACUGGCUUUCAACUAGGCAAUAAAAAAACAAAGUGCCCUCAUCUUCUUAUGUUCCAGUGUUGCGUGGCCUCAAUUAUCUGCCUGUAAUCCACCCUGCCUGGAGGUUGUGCCCGUGUCUGCUGCUUUCGUCACCCGCUUGUCAACAGUUGUCCCCCAAUGUCUAUUUCUGAUGCUUAUUUACGGCUCGUCUAUUCUAGAUGGGCAGCGGGGAAGCAGGAGGGUGGGGGUCGGAGGUCCGGGAGACAAUAGAUAAGACAGUGGCGGAGCUGAGUCGACAGCUCGCCGGCUAGUUUUACACUUAAAGAGUGGAUGGGGUAUUUAUAUUCAGCUGGAAAGGCGGGCGAUUGAAUCUGCUCAGCGAUGACUGAUGCGUGCAGUUCACAGUGGUAACACUAGACAUAGUGGUUGUGUUGUGACGAUGAGCGAGAAAUUUCAAUGGGGCCGCACGCCAAACAACGACCCAGCCGAGAAAAUGGCGUCAGCCCAACUAGCAAAGUAGGACAAAGACACCUGUUCCCUGUCUUGGUUUUAAGCAUUCUAGUCUGGUUUUGAUUUUUCCCUCACUCUCCUCGUGUCUUUACAACCACACCAGAAAUAUUUAUUACCCUCACACUGUUCCCUCUUCCUCACCUCUCAAUCUGUCAAUCUAUGUCUCGGUUUCUCCCAAUACACCAUAACUGCAAACCUGGCACGAGCCGCGGAUAAAUGAUUCCACACAUGUGAAAUAAAGGCACGGCACUAAUAAUAGGCAUUACAGGCUGCGUUCUUGGUGGAUUGCGCCCUUUCAGAGGGGAUAAAAAGAGGCUUUUCAAGCAAGCUGAAACAAUGACGAGCAAUAAACCAAAUAUGCUGAAAGGAGACUUGCUGGGAAAGGUGUUGACAACAUCAUUAAACUUCUAGAAAUGAACCAGGGACAUGGAACAAAACCCAAAAAAGACAAAGUUUUCAGGUGUCAAGCCACAAUCUCACCUUCCCUUAGGCCAGAAAUUUAUAAGCCACAUGUUGAACUGCACUUCCAGCACCAGCAGGCCUCAUGCAGCCACAGCAGUGCCACAGAGAGACUUCACCCCCCCAAUACAGACGCAUACAUGGCAGAUUCUAUCAGGCGAGGCCCAGGGAUGCACUUUAGGGAGACGUAGCGCUCCAUCUGUUCUGCAGCGCGGCGCUUUCUGAUGUGGCGUCUUCCUUGUACUUUGACUCUUAACAUAUCACACGAGCUCCGGAAAUGCUCAAUUAGUUAAUUCAGAUAUUUAAUUUGUGCAUCGAGGGCUGUGAUCCCUGUGAUCUCUGGAGCUGUGCCAUGUUUGGAUCCACAGCUGUCUGCUCUGAAAAACGCCCAGCCCCCCCUCCCCGUCAAAAAACACCCAUCCCAGGCACUAAUGGGAAUCUGUGUCUCCCUGGCUCUCUCAGACAGAAAGCAUCGCUGCAUCAGUCUCUGCAUUUUAAAACAGCUUCAGUCAUCCAAGCUUAGUUAAGGUAUAUAUAUACGUGCAUCUGUGUGUGCACGUGUGUGUUUGAGACAGCUAAUGAGGAAUGUCUGCUGUCCUGAAUAAUACAAAAGAGGGAAGCCUUCAGACUCUUGUCUUCUUUGCUUCCUCUCUUUCUUAUCUUCUCUUCCUUUAAAAGCACAGAUGACCAGACCGUCUGCCCAUGAAAGUCAAACAGAAACACACCCAACCGCACUAAACGCACUCGCACAUAAACAUAAACCGCAUGUUACAGUCAUGAUUUGGUUAACACAAUGCCCCGCCUAACUUUUCACCAGCCCUUACCAAGCCUCCAUGCACACGCUCAUCUCCUCCUGUCCUUAUAUUGCAUCCUCUCCUCCUGCUCUUCACACUCCGCACACAAACACACAGUCAUAAAUUGCAGCAUUAACUCAAAUAAUGAUUGCGCAGCAUGAAAAUUCAAUGGCUGGGGCUUAAUGCCGAGGAAUUGCCGGGUAGAUUAAGCUCUGCGUGUGUGUGUUUGUGUGUGCUCGGGGGAGUCUGUGAGGUGAAGGGGAGGGAAGGGGGUGAGGAUGGAUCAAUAGGAGUUCUAUGAUCAGUACCUCCCAGCCAGGAACCUCACAGACAGGCCACUCGCACAACUCGUUUUACUGAUUUGGAUGGCGUGCAUUUUCUCAGUCUGCUACACAGAGAGUGGAGUGGCGGGAAGGGAGCGGGCCAGAAGCUACAUAUGUGUGUGUGUGUGUGAGUAAAAUGUGCAUUUGUGUUUGUUUCUGGUGUGCAGGUCUUACUACAGUUGCAUUGUGUGUGUGUGUGUUUGUGUGUGUUUGUGUGUUGGAGUGAAGGAGGAGGAGGAGGAGGAAGGGUUACUUUUGGGAGAUGCUGUUCCCUGGGCUGCAUCUGUAUUAGCGGUCUAAUGUUCAUGUGAAUAAUUGAUUAGGAACUCUUUGUGUUUUUGAUAAUUAGUUGAUAGCUUCUUAGCUCUAAGCCCUGAGAUUUCAUGUAUGUGUGUGUGUGUGAGAGAGAUGGGAGGUGAGUGUGUGUGUGUUUGUGUGUGUGUGGUGGGGGGUAGGUAGUGCACUUUUAAAGGUAUCCUGAACUGAAAAGCUCUCAAAAAGAAAAUAAGAAACUGCUCUCCUUUAAGCCAUGCACUCAUGGAUUAACUUUCUUCAUAAAUGAGGCAGUCUUAUCUUUCUUUUUUUUUCCCAUAACCUCAUUUAAUUUUGUAGUCUCUCACCUAUGGUUUCAAAAGAAGCCGAAGAGCUUGGUGUUUAAAACAGAAUCUCGUUAAAAAUUAAUACGUAAUUGAAAUAAAAGUUGCAAACUCUACCUGGAAAUUCACAUUUUGUAAACAGACCAGCCUUAGCAAACAACAAUAAACAUUGCAUGCAUGAAAAUAUAUCCAUUGAAAUUCAUGUCUGGCCCCCUCACCACAGUCCGUUCUCUCGUCUUAUUGAUUUCACUUCCUUUCAAAUGCUUAUGCAUCAAGUAAAAACAGAAUAGUGAAGUUUGAGUGCGCUUGGUUUAUCCUCAAAUCCCUGCGCUAAUAUCAGACGGAGUAAAAGAAGAGGGUUUGUUGCCAUCGUCAGCGACCUUGAAGAACAAGACGUUCUUCCUGCUGCUACACACGGACUCACAGUGAUACUUUGUUUUUCCUGCCUCAUGAAUGUAGUGCCAUGCUUCUUGCUGAUCUUUAUACAGUGUGCUAAUCCAUCCAAGAUUCUUCUGCAUCUGAGAAUGUGUUUAACAAUAAUUAAGCAUGCAUAUUGUCCCAAUUGGUUUGCAACAUCAGACAGAUGCUGUAUUUUCUGUAUCUUUUAUCACUGGUGUGUUUAAGUCCAGCCCAGGCAAAGCAGGAAGACCUUAUUAGACUGACAUCUCAUUUCCUCUGUCUGGACAAGGCUCGGUACAAAGGGAUGCUGAGGGGGUAAAAAGGCAGGAGGGGAGCACACGUAUAGUCUAGAAUUCGAGUCUAGCAGAAGGAAGGAUGUCGGGAUGUGUGGACGGGGAAAGAGGACAGGAAGAUGUAGAAGGGGUGAGGGGCACGGCCAAAUCGAAAGCAAAAUGUUCUCAGGGUCAAGGGUCAAGCUCCAGAGUCUGUUAAUGCAGUCACCGUGGGAACCGAUCAAUCUCAGUGCCGGCGGGAUCGAUCAGAUGUUGGCACACAUGGACAAAUACCAGAAUUCAGCAUCACAGCACACAUACUGCAGUCAUUCACAAAACAGUUUCUGUUUAACACAAGGAGUUCAUCUGUAUGGACUCAAUGAAAACAGCUCAACAGAUGGUCUCUGCAAAACAAGGAUUCUGGACAAAACAGAGAGAAAAAUAGAAAGAUUUUACCUUCAAAAACUGUCAGAAAUGGAAGACAGUUCUUGUCAGAUAGGAUCUUGUGCCUGUGCUUUAAUAAAAGCAUUUAUUUAGUGGUACCAAAAAGACUAAUUCCUCGUGAGAAAAUUAUAUGAAAGCCAUCAACUAUGAAUUCGUUCAAGGGCAUGCAGCUGCCUCACUGACUUUCUUUUCAUACACUUGUAGUAGAGUGAGGAAAUAAUUUAUGAAUUUUCUCGCUGUUCAGUUUUAAAUGUUAUUUGGGGCAUUUUUCAGUCAAAUAAAACACUACAGAUCCAAAAUGUAAAAUAAAGAGAUAAAUCAAACAGGAUAUUUCCAUUACGUAUCGACAAAGUGUCCCCGAUUUGACACUGAAAAAGUCAUGUGAUGUGCAUUUCCUCCUGCACGUAUUAUCUGAUGGUUUCAAGUCCACACAGUCACCAGUUUAAAGUGUCUUUUUCUGUUUUUCUCUCUACUAUUGAGUUUGUCUCUAAAACCAAAAGGAAUCUGUUUGUCUUUACAGCCCAUUACACUCUGUCAGGCACCCAUUAGCAACACUGCCAACUGCACACUACAAUGUCAUCUGUGGAGCCAACGGUUGUGUGCUUUGCAUUAGCUUUCUCCCCCAAUAACACUGCUGCAAAAUAAAGUUCUGCAAACUUUCCCUCGAGCAUCUGAACUUACUGUUGUUGAUCACCAAGUUAUUGUAAGCUUGAAGAUUACAGUGGAGAGACAGUUCAGACAAAGGAUUGCAGGGAGCGAGUUUUUGAUUUCUGCCAUCUGGGACAACACUUUUCUGUAGACACCAGGCCGUCUUGUAACAAUGUUGGUACUUUCUGAACUCACAGAUGGUGUUUGGCAUCUGUAUGGCUGGUUAGGGACAUAAUAACAGUCUAAGGUUUCUGUGUGCUCACUCUGAGUCAAACCCACAGGCAUUCUGCACUACCUGAUACGCUGGAUUAGAGAUACAUGCGACCAACAAACAGGUGCUGGUGACAUGAAAUGUUGAUGAGCACGCACACAAUGAUAUAUACACUGUGUAGCGUCACAUGUUAUGAUAGAUUGCAUACAUUCACAGUGCAAAUCAUUGUGAGAAGUUUAAAGCUGAUGCUAAGUCUGCUGACUUAUUGUUGGUAUCUCUCUACAACUGUUUUUUUUUUUACCAUCUGGGUUUAUGUAGGCUUAUUGUCAAUGUGGACACAUUUAAGAGAUUAUACCGACCACAAUGACUUUCAAAAACUUAAGAAGACAGCUCUUUUUUUAGUAUAAUGUGUUUGGAGUUUUUAGAGAGCAGGGGAUACUAUGAAGUCAGUGGGUAGAAACCUCCUGAAUGGCAAGGAAAGAGUUGUUCUUCACUUGCUGCUCAGUCAACAUGGAAAAUAAUCAACAUGGUAACAACAGAUUUUUCUAGCAAUUAAUCUUUUACUUUCUAUGAGCAGAAAUGAUCAUUUCCACUGAAGCUAGUUUCUGAGUAUAUCAUCUGUAGUAUUAUCAUUCCCCUCUGGGCUCCCCUCCCCUUUGACCACCAUCUCCACCUGCCACCUGCUCAUUUUCCCAGCAUUCUUAUCAUCCCGCCAGCACUCAAAUCGAGGCCUGAAUGAACUCUCUGCCAUGAUAAACAAGAGCUAGUUCGGGGGAAGUGAGGUGUGGGAUAAAACUCUGUGCUGUGUGUCCAGAGGAGCAGGACAUAGACUGGAACAUGGUCACCCUCUCCCCCACCCAUCAGGGCACAUAGCUGGGACAUCCCAGGGAUUCUGUCACUCACUCUGUUGUUUUUUUUCCGAUGCGUGUAACUCUAUUUGUGGCUUUUGAAAGUUAUUGCUGCCAAAAAGGAUUUGCAGUAGGAUUUAAGAAGCACUCGGCUUCAUUUGAAACAAGAUAGAAAGUCAGUGGUUUCCUCUCUUUUGUCUUUGUCGAGAAAAUUUGAAGGGAAACAAACAGUUUGGUUGUAAGAUCUGAUCUUAGGUCAGCAGGACUGUGUGUGCUUACACAGGACCACACCAACCGCUCCAUGAUUUCAGAUACAUUGAUGACCAAUUAGCUGAACUAAAUCCUAUUGUUGUUGAUGAAACCCCACACUGAGACUCUUUUCAAUUAAAUCACCAAACUAAACUGGAGCAGCACGGCAUAAUUAAGUGUUCGCGACACUCUGAGAACAACAGGCGCUGUUGUAGGUGAAUUAAUGCCUGUUCCCAGGUGAAUACGGGGCCUGUUUGGCUCAAGGCGAACAGAUGCCAAGACAGGACUGCACCAAAGGAUGGCUGCUAGAGACGCACCGGCAUUGAUGUCGGCUUCAAACCUCACCUGUAGUACUCUGAGACAGCAUUGAUUCUCGUCCAGCAUGGAGAGACGGAAAGAUGGAAGCACAGCUAUUGUUUAUAUACGAGUUGUUUGAGGCGUAUUAACUCACGGUUGGCGUCUGAGUGUGUGCGUUUGCAUGUGCCCCCUCCCUCUCCCACUUGUGUUAAAAAAUAGUGUGAUUCUCUCCAUUCAUUAAGGCUCCACAGAAGGAGAUUCCAUUAAUCUGUUCAUUAGGCCACAUCAAAAAUGGAACUACUUAUUAAAAUCAGAUCCAGCUGUGUACUCUCGUUAAAGCCCGCCGUACGUACGAGGCUUAACAAUGCUCGUGGCACUCGACCAAAAACCCGGCCACAGGAAAGGGGGGUAAGGAUUGGACUAUGUUGGCCUGUUUUGACUCAACACACCAUGAUAAUUGCUCUACUCUUAGCGGGGGGCUAUGAAUAAACAUUACUUUUGUCAGCGAGCAUCUGAAUGCUCGAUUUCCAAUUAAUUUACAUUUGCCCAGAAAUGGAAGAAUGAAUAUCUGCUCUUAAUCACUAUGUUUUAUUUUCUCAAUUUCCCCCAAGUCUUUUCUCAUUCUCUCAUUCCCUGUCUGGCACUUUCAUUCCCUCUCUGACCCACGCUUGCUUUCUUUUUUUACCUCUCUCUCUGGAAAAUCCUAUUAAUCUUAGGCGGUGGUUUUGAACAAAAGCUAUGGGCUAAGCGAUUGAUCCUGGCAUUGAUCCCACUCGCCUGAACGAUCAUAAAGGUGUUAAAUUGGUUUCUUGGAGGAUAUGUAUUUUUCAUUGCUGGCUGCUGCAAGUAGAAGUUCCUGCAUGUAGUUUUUUCUUGACAUGGGUGAUGAUAUUGAAAUAUUAAACAGAUCACACCUUGAAAAGUAGCCUUUAAAUGUGGAUUUUUAGGCCAGUUUGAAGUGAUUUCUGGGGAGGCUGGUUUUUGCAUCAGUGUUAACCUCAAAAGCUAAAUCCUUAUUAUGAGUUUUGCUCCACCCAAGGACAGACAGAGACUUUGGGAAUGUCCACAUACAGCAGAAAAAAAGAGGGAAAACACCUCCACUUGUGUUCCUAUAAAUUCUUUAAUGAAUUUUUAUUAAACUGUAACAGUUUGACUCUAAAUAAUUAUGCUCUUCAACCAAAAUAUAAUGUGUCAUUUUCACGCCAAGGUCACAGCCAACCAACCUUCCACCAAAAACUGUCUGAGAGAGAGUGAGGUUUUGUCAUAUGUAAGAAUUUUAAGUACAAAAGUAAGACCUCCAAAUAUGUGUUCAUCUGCAGGUUUGCAAAAAAUACAGUAGGCAUACAAAGACUAACAAUAGGAGGUUAUAAAAAGGCUUUAACUGCAGAAUAGUUUUUUUGUCUGUCUUCUGUAUCUGAAAAUAUAAUCCAGCGAUUUAGUAACCUUGAGCCUGCUGCUCCUGGAAAUUAAAAUCUGAGCAAAAAUCCUUUAUUACCUUAAAAGUGAGGAAACAUCUUCUUCACCUUCAAGGUAGUCCACUUGAAGUUAUUUUUCUACGUUUUCUAUGAAGCAAAUCGAAUUUCUUUCUAAAAGUUUUAACUUUGUCUUUGAUUUUGUCUUUUCCCCAUUGUGCUGUAAUACAUAUCACACUGUCAGAAAAACUCUGAGUAAAAGUUCAACAAACUUUUCUAUAACUUGGAUCAUUCAAUAUGUAAAACAUAUUAGCUAACAAAUUAAUUCAUCCUGACUUUCCAUAUUUGAACUUUUGAUGGUCUUACAAGAAAUAUCAUUUAGUAAUCUAAUACCAGGAUUUAUAGUACUGCAUGGUGAGUGUGCUGAAAAUUACAGAUCAUAACAAGGAAGUGAGAAGCGGCGGGAUUAAAAACACGACAGGAUUGUUUCCUUUUUACUUCAUACUGCUGGGAACUACGAAUCAGCAACUGAGGGAGUUAUCUUCAUUUUCCAUGACCGUGUUAGCAAGAUAAGAACUGAAGAUUAAAUAAACUCGGUGUGCCGCGGCUCCGGGCGAGUUCAAAGGCUUGCUCAUUUGAACUUUGUACUGUCACACUUUGAAUAAAUCUGAUAGACAGAUUUUUUUUUUCAGGCACUGGCAAUCAGCCAGCGUUUUACUGACUGUAGUGGCUGCAUUUUCACAUCAGCGAUCAAGACUUGCAUGUGACAAAAAGAAGCUGUCAUUGACUCCGUGUCGAAAAGUUCAUAUUAUCAGUGAGAGCAUGCAGCAGAUCAUGUAAGAUCAGGCGCUGUGAGUGGUGCACAUUCGACACAGCAAAGGAAGAGCUUGUCAGGGAAACAGCUCGUGUCGCGGGCACUUAAAAAGGUCAGCGGACUGAACCCCAACCCCUGGCCCGCCCUCACGCCUGUCUGUCUGUCACCAGUUCCCCUCUCCCAUGUCUUGGCACCUAUCACCCGCCGUCGCCCCUUCUGAGCCGCCCCCUUUGAUGACCCAGGCCUCUUGUCAGAGAAGAGCUUCUGGGCAGGCAGAGGGAGGACAGCCCUUUGAUGAGGACCCCAACACUUGCCAGCACUGCUGACAUGCACGAGGGGGUCCUUUGAUGAGCCUGGGUCUUACAUGUACCCAUCCAUCCGUCCCCACACACACUAAUGCACAGUGAAACACGUGCUUCCAGGGUAGAUGGUGAAACACAGAAAAAGGGGAUCGGGGCUCAGUAUAGAGAGCUUUCUCUCUGAUGGUUUUAAUGAAGGCAUUUGAAUUUUUGGCGUGAGACGCCUUCGGUGUGGGACUGAAAAAAACAGAUGUAAAAGAAAGAGGAGGAGGCUGACAGAGAAGUCUAUGAGACUGUCAAAAUGUAAAAAAAAGAGUCACAGACACUUUGUUCUCUAUUGUCAUCUGACUUUGACUGAUAAGAGUGAUUGGAGACGUGAGGCGCUCCUAAACUGGGUACUUUUGGAAUAUCUUUUGGCUGAUUACUCUGUGAACCAAAAUCGUUGCCAUUUUCAGGAUGCAUUUCUUAAUAGGGCUGGGCAGAAAACUGAAAAUUUACUGAUGUCAACAUUUACGUCAAUAACCGACAUCAUUUUGCCCAUAUUGGUAUAUUCAGUGUCAAAUGAAUAAAUAAAUAAAAGUUGGUUUUGGAUGUGUGUAGGUAGGCUAUGGCCACAUGUCCCUCAAGACGCUGUCCAAGUCAGAAAUGUGACUCCACCCCAUCCAGUCCAUAAUGAAGAGGGAAAGACAGGUGAGGAGAUGGAGGACAGUUCAAAAGUUGGAGCGGCAGCUGGAGUAGACAAUAUAAUAUGAGAGGGGGUAAACAGCUUGCAGAGUAGUUGUCGUCCAUUGAUCGUUAUCGAGGUGAACUGCUCAACAUAUCAUGAUAUUGAGUUGAGGCCAUAUUGCCCUAUUUCCUAGUCAUGCUGGUAAUCUGUCUGAUAUUUCCUUUAUUGUCUUGAUACUUGCACAUUUGUUUACUCCAAGAACAAAUUAUGUACAAUUGCUACAGUUGUUAUGGUAAUCAUGGUCAUAGAAUAAUCUGAAGUGCAGAGUUCUUCCUUUCUAUUUCGUCUUACUGUGCAUGAGUACAUUUUUCUUUUUCAAAAAUUAUAUUCAUGCCCGUUUCAUGUCAAAGGCCAAUUUUAGCAGGUUGUUGUGACUGUGCUAUAGUUUUGGUUCUCACAUAAUCCACUCACCUAAUGAGUUACCUUUGACAGAUCCUGUAAGGCCAUGACAGUAACCAGCAGCUCAGGUGUCUGAGUGCUGUACAACAGUGUUGGUAUGAUAUGACUACUCUUGGACAGUGUUAUGGCACACUUCUUGUUAUGUCUGCCUCAAACUUAAACAGACAGUGUUUGACACACCAGUCUAAUCACCAGACAUAACAAAGACAACCAACAAGCACUGGAUUACAGAUUAGGUCACAACUGCUUCAUCUCAUACAAGGUGAUGAGUUCUCAUCCGCAGUUACAGUUAUUUCAAUCUCUGGUAGAUUACAAAAGUCAGGAGAAACUCCUCUCAAACUGACUUCACGCUGCACCUGCAUCGACCCACAUUCUUCACACUACAAGUGACACAAGUGAUGAGCAUCACAGUCAGUUCUCACAGACUCUCAGCAACAAAGUAACACGUCAACCACAAGAGCGGCACAUUAUUCCCAAUGAAAGAGCGCAAUGUUUGUUGAUAGAAAAAGGGGGGAACCGGAGGACAAAGAAAGAACCUCUCAUACAUUUUCCUCAUUCCUCCCUUCUCAAUGUGGCCCUUUUUUGUCUGAGUCUGGCUACGAGGAGUAAUGAUUAACACAGCCAGGCCUGGGAAGAGACUAACAGUUACAAUAGAGGGGGUUGUUUUGGUGUAAAGAACCAGCGAUUGACCUGCAAUGGCUUCCCAAGCUCACCUGGCAGGUCCCUGGGAGCCAGCGGCUGGCAUUUAGGAGAGGAGGGGGGAAAAAAGGCUACUUAAUCAUUAUCAUCUGUGGAAUCACUCAGACUGCUGGCAAUAGGCAAACAGAUACACCCGGCAACUUUGUAAAAUCAGGCACGUAGCAAAGUGUUUAACUGAGUGUGGAGAGGUUCACAUGAGAAAGCUUAAGAAUGUGUAGAGGGAACAUUAGAGCUUUGUGUAAGGAUGAAAAACAACUUAUUGACCUACGUGUAAGCUUAUCUCGCAAACAGCUGCCAGCCAAAACUGAUAGGGUGCCUUUACUUUAGUGCUCAGGAACUAAGUUUAACUCCAUGUGAACACUGAAGAAAAAACACGCAGGCAAGUGUUUCUGAAUAAGGCUGUAACAUAAGCUACAUUCACCUGACAAGUCAAGAUAAACAUGUGAUUUUGAAAUGUUAGAAUCAAGAAAAAUGACCCAUUAAUGAGGGGGGAAAGCUAACUUGAUGACAAAUAUGAUUUUUUUUUAUUCAGGACAAACAUUACAUGUCUUAUUUUUGGAUUCUAAUAUCUUAGAAUAUGAUUUUUACCAAGACUUACCUGAUAAGAUAAUGCAGCCUGGAAUGAGAUUUUUUUUUCUAGAUAUGAGACAAUUUUAUUUUUAAUUGUAUUAUUUUAAUAAAUUAAUUAAUUAUUUAUUAUUAUUAUUAUUAUUAUUACUAUUUUUAUUUUUAUUUUUUUUUCUGCAGUGUAUCAGUGAAUUGUUCACGAUUUGAAGAAAACUUAAAUAUAAAUUAUUCUACAUUUGUUUUUUGUUAUGAUUAUCUUUGUGCGUCACCAUCAUCAAGUCCAUUGGAUAGACGUUUGUUUAUAGACUAGAUCUGUUGUUGCACUUUUAUCACAUUUAACUCAGAGGCACUCAAAAGUUGGCAACUUCUCUGUCCCAACAAACGUUUACCAUGAAGAGCAACAGACUCUGACUCUUACUGUUUGAAGAAAGUAAAAGAAACUGCUUAAAAACCACGUAGUUGACAUGAAGUGUUUUUUCUUACCAGGUUGACGAUCAGAUGAAGCUGCUGCAAAACUGCUGGAGCGAACUCCUCAUCCUCGACCACGUCUUCCGGCAGGUGGUGCACGCCAAGGAGGGCUCCAUCCUAUUGGUGACAGGGCAGCAGGUUAGAUAACUUUUCUUUUUCUUACUCAGUCCGUGCAUUUUCAUCCUCUAGGGAGUCUGCAUCACCUCCUCAACAUUUGCCUUAGAGUCGUAUUGAUCACUCAGCCACGAAGGAGUCACUGCCUCAUUAAAAAUAGAUCAUGCUUAUAGAUAUAAACUAAUGCUAACAUGGGGGAUCAAUUUUGCAUUUUUAGUUUGUGCUUCAUUUGUCAGCAGAUAGGUGACAGGGUGGACAGUUCACAAAUGUUGCUAGGUGAGGUAUUAGAUUUUACUGGAGUCUUUGGUAAGUCAGGACAAAGCUGCCUAAAAGUUUACAACAAAUCAGAACACUAAGAACUAGUACCUUAAUACAAACAAACAGAAAGGUAGAGAAAAGGAUAAAAACGUGAGAAAAGGGGAGAGAAAUUGAUGGAAGCAGAAGUCAAAUGAGAAGAAGUGAAGAAGACGUGGGUCAAGGCGUGAAAAUUAGAAACUGAUUCGAAACAAAACAUGGCAAAAAUGAGAGAAAGAGGAUGGAAACAAGAAAGGAAAAGAUGGAAAAAAGAAUGAGAGAACGGAAAAGAAAAACAGUGAAGAAGAAGGAAAUGAUGAGGCAUUUUGACAGGAAAAGAGCUGUGAGGAGGAGGAGGAGGGAGGAGGAGGAGCUGAUAAUCAGGGGAGGCACAGGACGGCGGUUUCGUUUGCAUACUUUGGUUAAUGAACAGCUGGUGUUAGGGUGAGGGGCAGUGGGGAAAUGUGUGCUGGAGUGUGUGCGUAUGUGUGUAUGUGAGACUCUGAAACAGUUCAUUAUUCCCUAUUAUUCUCUGCCUGGCCAGGGGUGACAGCACAGUGAUCACACCAGGGAUAUUUAAAACACAGCAGCAGCAUCACCUUAAGCAUAUGCUACACACACACAAUACCAAUCACAUAAUAAUAACUGUUGGAGCAAACAUACUGCUCUGUAUAUUGGCCUCAUUAGUCUGUAAUUCACUCCAACGCAUACAUUCAAACACAUUUAUCUUAUCGAUUGAGGAAAUAUAGUAGAUUUAGAGGUUUUUAAGUCCAGACACUUGGCAGAAAGAAAAACUAAUAUCAAAAAAUAACACUUUUGUUAACUGUUUAUUCAACAACGCUACUGUGGAAGCAGGGGAAUGUAUAAAAACUUGCGUCCAGGACAAUUUUAAUGAUGAAUCAUAUUGAGCGUAUCUCAUUAUAUAGCGCAUUGUGUCGCGUAUCGUAUUUUAUCAUAAUGCACUGUGUAUCGUUUCAUGUAUCAUAUGUCCUGUUGCAUUGUGCAUUGUAUCGUAUUGUAUAUUGUAUCAUAUAUUGCAUACCUAAUCAUAUACAGCAUCAUGUGAUAGACAUUAUUUUUGUGCGUUUCCAUAGUUUUAUCAUGGAGAACAACCAACAGCUACACCUACUUUCCAAUUGUAACAUUGCCUAAUAAUGGAUGAACUCAAUCACAGUUUACUCCAGUUUUGCAUUUCACUGAGAUGAGCUGUCAGCAUCUUCACCUUCUGCUGCUUAGAGCGCUCUCACUCUGAUUCGUUUCAACCAUUUUAUUGUGGAGUUGAUUCAUUACAGAAGUGACACAAAUAUCAUAGUUUAUAUCCAGCUUAUCUCCUAGCUGAAAAAAAAAAAUCAGCGUGUAGAGUUAAAAGACAAAAAAAGAUUAAAAAAAAAAAAACUUUGCAAAGGAUAAUGGUAGAUCCCAUAUGUACUGGCGGGUUAACCCAGAGACAGCCCAAGACAGAUUUAACCCUGAUUUUAAUUCAAAUAUAUGUAGAGACCGUGUCUGCUCAGUUUGUGGAGCGUCCUUCUGAACAAGAUAAUGUCUUUUUAGCUCGAGUUUCUAUGAAAAUGAACAAUUAUACUUCUCAGACAGAAAAUUUUAUGUAAGGGCAUGCCUUUAAUACAAGCCUGCUUCAUAUAAUGGCCUGGUACCUUCAACAGUAAAAGCAAAUAGAGGCAUCUAUAAGUUAUAUUUGGGGAUUCAAAUUACUCAAGGGUAUUGUGAUAAAUCAGUCAGACUUAACGGCACCAAAUCAGUCCUUAAAGAUUUGACUCCCUAUUUCUUUUUGUUUAAAUCAAGCUCUUUAUUUGCUCCUGCUUGUCAAGCUCUGCUCCUUCAAAAGAAAAUCAUGUACCGGCAGAUUUAUUGUUAUAGUGUGUUUGGCUUUUCUUUCUCAUCUUUUAUAUUCUUUGCUCGCUCAUUUCAGAUUUCUUUUCUUACUCUCUGUCUCAUUCUGACAUGUUGUGUUGAUCUGUCACCAACAGCUGUUAGAAAUGGACCUGAAUACAUUCAUUUCUUUGGAUUUGGAUGUUAGACAAGAGGCUGGUUCGCUUUACUGUCAUAGGAUCAAACACACAGCGUAGCUUUAACAAAUGCGAACAAACGUGAAAUGACAACGAUUGGACUGAACUGUUGAAUGAUUAAGCAAGGUCUCACAGCUUGGCAGCAUGUCUUAGGUAUCAAAUCCUGAUAUUUUGAUAGCACAGUGCUUCUGGUGAACAUGAAAUUCAAAUGACGGAGAAAUGCAAAAACAGGCUGCAGAUUUCUUUGCUUUCAAACAAGGUACAUUUUCCUUCCCCUUCCUCCACACACAUCAAAGCCUCGACGCAUCAAACUGAUCCCACCUUCUAUAUUCAUCUUUAAUGUUCUGCUAAGAUUGUUCAUCCUAUUCAUGAUGGGUUAAGAUUUGAAGGUUUAUUCAUAUAUUUACUCCCCAUGUCUCUCCAGGAGGGAUAAUAAAGUAGUAUUGAUUGAUUGACUGAUACGCAGGUCACCAGGGUUAGUGCUAAGUCUGCUAUAGUGACAUUAUAGCAUCUCUUUCUUCUCUCUUUUACUUAAGGCUGGAAGGCAAUAACCCUAGGCAUCACCAUCAACAGUCCAAUCCUUCAAUGAAGUUAUUUCAUGCACAGUUGAUUUUAUGUAAAUUGAUUGACACCUUGGAAGGGGGGCAGUGUCUGCUGCUCACCGAGUCAUAACUCUUUACUGUCUUGAAGGUGGGAGGAAGAAAAGAGAGAGGGACAAAGGAGUUGAGGGGGAAAUGGGAGAGAGUACAGUAGUGUAGGAAAGGAAAAAGGUAAAAAAAGGAGAGAAGGUGAAAGUAAAAGAGGAGGGAAAAACAGCAGCAUUGUAUUUUUAACCCUUUCUCACCCUCAGAAAGAUGAAAAACAAACUCCAGUUAUUCUAUUUACACAAUAAAUAAUUUUUGAAUCCGGGGGUGCUUUUAAUUGCAAAUGGGGGCUCAAGGGGACCCUCCGCCUCCUCUCUAAGCUUUAGGAACUGUGCACACCAACAUCUACCUUCCCCUGGAAACCCUACCACAGUCAAUUAUGGUAAUGAAUUGUCAAUAAAUAUAAAAAUUUAAUAUGGUCCUGCUUACUUUGAGUGGCAGGUAAGGACUUGCCUCCCAGACAAAUGUGCUGCGGCUGCAGAUACGAAAUGCACCUGAAAAAGGAGUGUGUGUGUGUGUGUACAUGGACAAAUAGGUUGCACCCAAGAAAGAUGGUUUUAUAGGAAAUCUAUGCAUCAAUCUAUCAGUCUAUCUCAUUUUUUGCCUGUCUCAGCAUGUUUUUCUUUUGCUGUAUAACGGAGAACAAAGUCAGAAGUCAAAUCCAGCCGGACCAGUCAGACUGAGGUGAAUUCCCAUGUACGAUAUCCGUAUGCCCCCAGCAUGUUGCCAUCUAAAAAAAAAAAGUUAAACUGCAAAACCCUCCAGCCUGAAGCUGCUUUUUUUUCCACACAUCCACUGGUGCCUCACACCCUGACAGACAGACCAAAGCUUUUAACUCUAUGUUGAGGGCAGAGUAGCAUCACGAAAUCCAUCGUAGUCGUAGGUGUCAAUCAUUACUCCACAGGGGGUUUGAGCUUUUUUUUUUAAUCGAAUAGCUCUUGAAUUGGAAGAGUUAACAAAUAUUCACAGUUAAAAACAGCAAAACCAAGGGGAUGUUAUCAUGUAACUACAUCCCAACAUAGUCAACUGUCUAUCAAGCUGUCUAGCCCUUAUUUCCAACAUGCUACUCCAUAUGUUAUCCACAGCAGUUGUCAAAAACUUCACAUGGUACCUUGAAGAGAAUAUUUCUGCCUACACAGAAGCGCUGAAAAUCACUGUACAUCUCUCUCCCUGCUUUUUCCAGGUGGACUACGCAGUGAUCGCGUCACAGGCGGGGGCCACCCUCAAUAACCUGUUGAGCCAUGCCCAAGAGCUGGUGGUCAAACUACGGUCCUUGCAGCUGGACCAGCGGGAGUUCGUCUGUCUCAAGUUCUUGGUCUUGUUCAGCCUGGGUAAGUCUAAAAGAACGCCGCAGAGAGAUGAGUCAAGAGGAGGGAGGAUUUUAGAAGAUGCACCAAUAACAGAAAAAGAGAAUACUUGUUCUUAGAAAGUCUCCCAAGACCUGAUGGCCUGUUUACAAAACAGAUACAGAAGGGAAAAAAUGACAUCGACAAAUUGUCCCUACACAAAAACAAGUCUCUACAGAGGAAGAGGCUCAAAGUGAUGAAAUACAGUUAAAAGAAGCAGGAAGGAUUGCAAAGGAAGGAUAUAGAAGGUAGGGCGGGAGGUAGGCCAAAACAGGUCCCUGGCAGUGGUAAAAGAUCUAUAGCAAAAGGAGGGAGGGAAAGGAAAGGAUAAAAGGAAGGAAGCAUACAGGAGGUGAGUGCAGAGGAAGGGACAAAAGAGAAAGUGAGGAGGGGAGGGAAGGGGUUUAUGUCUCUUUUCCAACAGGAAAAAGGCAAAAGGGAAGUUUUUAUACACAACUGUGGAUUUAAGGUUUCCCUAAAUGCUAAAUUAUGAAAAUAAAUGUGACAAUACUUUCCCUUUUUUUUAUUGUGACUUUCAGUGAGGCAAUCGUUUUUUCUUCUAUCUAAUACAUGAACUUGAAGGCGCAGUGGAAAAUCUUUCUCACCUCUUCUCUUACCAAGAUGAGAGAUACAUUACUCAAUUUUUUUCACUGUAAAGGUCCUUACACACUGGGAGCGCUUUUUCGUGCGAUUAUUUCGGAUGUCAAUAUUUUUUUUCUGAACUCGUAUCCUGUCAACACAAGCGUUCACAUCAGCGAUGUUUUCCCGUCCUGCGAUAUUGCUGCAUUUAUUUUUUUGUAUCACGGACGAUUUUUCUCAAGUUUCACAUACUGGUGUCCACUGAUGACCAAUCAGAUUUCGUGUUGUUGUGACGUCAGAUUCACCAGUAUAUCCAACAUGGCCGACCGGUUGAUUGUUUAUGUGUCGGAGAACAGAGUGCUUUUUGAUUAAAAAAAAAACAAAUAUUACAAAGAUAACAACCUGAAGGACAACUUGUGGAGAGUCACAGCGUCGAAUUUCUUAUAUGACGAUGGUUUGUGUGCUUUUACAGUUUGCUAAACGUCUUUGUUUUAACUUUCAUCUGUGCUAAGUAACUUCAGCUGGUAAGCUAACCUGUUCAGAUACAACAUACUAUAUGUAUUUUCACUGUCUCAAACUCAAUCGUGUUGCUUCACAGCACCAUUAGGUCUCAGUUGUUACCUUACGUUUAUGGAUUAUAGUUUAAUGUGUUUAUCUGGUACUGGCCCCGACUCAGUACAUGCUAUCAUGACAGACAGACAUCUCAACACUAGUGUCUAAUCAGAACUGAAAAACAGUCGGUCUGCUGUUGUGUCACUUGAUGUGUAUAAUCAGGUGCGUCAAAAUUCCCCUCCAAAUACUAUUUUGCGUCAUAUAUUUGUGCUGUUCCUCGUGUGUAAGGACCUUUGUAUUUUAAGGUGAGGGGUAUGAUGAGUAUGGGAUUGAGAUUUUCUUUUUUUUUAUUGAUUUGUUAAGAUUUUUUAUCUCUCUCCAACUGUGCUUUACUGGAGAGGAAAAGGACGGAGGAGAAAGAGAUUAUCUGCAAAAGGGUCAGGGAACAAACAAGGAGUUGGAGAUAUGUGGUGAAAAAUUGGGGCGAGUAUUGGGAAGCAUUUGGGAUGGACUGAGGAGAAGGGAGUUGAGAGGUGAGCAUGGGGUUGUGGAAAGAGGAGAGAUUGAUGGAAAAGUAGCCAAAUAAAGGACGAAAAGAAGAGGAGAGCUGAUGAGUAGAUAUAUGUGGGGUUUGUGCGUGUGUGUGUGUGCGUGUGUGUAUUCAAACCCCAAAGCUGCUCUCCAAGCCGAGGUCAGACAUUGCCAGGAGACUGUCAUCUCUGUCUCUUACCUAACAAGUCGGCAACAAAUGGCCUCUGAGGAAUACACACACACACAAGCACAGACACACACUUGACCGAAUCAACUAUUACAUCCAACGAAGUGAAGCCAAGAUGUUACAGUAGCUCAGCACACACACACACAUACACACACACACACACACACACACACACACACACACACACAUACACACACACACACACAGUAUGAUGAAUAUUUACCUCAUCCUCUCCUUCCUCUCCCUCCAUCCAUCUGAAAUCCACGAGGGUCACUCUCUCACUUGUUUACCUCCUCUAAACAAAGAAAGAGGGACUAAUGAAUAGCUAGGCAAAGCAUGCACACACACAGAGGUGAUCAGGCAGGAUUAAUGUUCAGCGAAGAAUGAGAGAGGAAGAGCAAAAGGGUUUUGGGGUGUGUAUGUGUGUGUUUGUGCAUGUGUGUUUGUUUGUGCGGUCUUUUUUUAUGGAGUGGGGGUGAUGCUGGGGCUCAGGGUCUAAAUAAUUUGGCAGAAACAUCAUCCAUAAUGAAAGGCUCACCUGAGGGAUGUGUAUCGCCCCCGGCAGUGCCUGUUCUCCGGCGUGCCUGGGCCUCCCGCAAAAGAAACCUGACACAGACGCCGUAGAGCCGUAUGGGGGGAUCAGUGUUGGGUGUGUGUGUGUGUGUGUGUGUGUGUGUGUGUGGAGGGGUGGGGGGGUGAGAAUGAGGGGAGAGGAGGGGAGGUUGAGUAAUGUAAAGCCAGGAGAGUUGAGAUUGAUCUGAUUAAUAUGACACUCAGCUGAACACAGAUGUGUGUCUGUAUGUGUUAUACAUACAUUUACCUGAGGGAAAGUGCAUAAUGUGUGGAAAUGAGGAGUGUGUGUGUUCAUGCACACACACACACACAUCUACAGCUGCUUUUAAUUAACAAGGAUUGUAGUGAAAUGAGGCAUGAAAGUAGCUCUGCACCAACAGCUGAAGUGAAAGAUUACACUUUACCGUUUUAUUAGCUUUCUAUCAUUUCUCAUUCCAGUUACUUAACUCUCAGUCUCAGAUUGGAUAAAUUGGCUGUAUUUAUCAUGAAACAGGUGCGGACAUCUGUUUCUGCAGUACUAAUGUUGUCCCGUUUACUUUGGCAUUGCUGGUUUAAUCGUAAAAUUAAAUACCGCUUCAUUUUUUAUUUUGACACUUUUUCUUUCGGCUGGUCAAAUACAGCUCAGUGCAUGUCCCUGAGCUUUAAAAUAAGUACCCUACUGAACUGGCACUUGUGGGGCUCUGUGGUUGAAGUUAGCAGUAGCUGGUAAUCAAGGGUCUCUUGGGACUUUUGGAUGUAAACCCAUUACUCUUUCCUUGUGUUUAGGCGUCAAAACAACCAGGUAAGUUUUCAGGGAAACAUCGUGGAUGGUGUCACAUGUUUUCUAACUUGCUCAUCAUCCGUAACCAGGUUUUAUGAGGGUGAAAUCUUAUUGGUACAACUAUCCUGACCUAGCUUUAUAUAAAAAAAUCCUGUCUUACCUCUUCAUUAACCCCAACUCCCGCUUAAAGCAGACUUUUGUGUACCUUGUCUUUCAUUACCGGUUUUCUAGAUGACUCAUUUUAAAUCUACUAGGAGGACAUUUUUAAGAAACGACACUUAACCCACUGAUCAUUUUUGGUCUAAAAGAGAUCUGAUAGACGUCUAGAUGUCGCCUAGACGACUGGUCUAAAAUCAGGCUACCACAGGUCUAAAAAUGAAAGUUUUUCGACUAAAUUUAGACAAAGUUUAGACCAAGUCUAAAUCUGGGCUAUAUCUAUACUACACUGUAUAUUGCUCAAUGGCUAUCAUAUUUAUUGUGGUUAAAUGCUUAAAGAUCAGUUAUGCAACUCACAGUUGCUUUUUGUCAUAAAUAGUUAUGGAAUAAUGUCUAAAUUCCAUCUAAAAAGUAUCUGGACGGUUAAAAUUAGGUCUUAAAAAAAAAAUAGAUGUCUAAUAGUCGUCUAUUGCUCAGUGGGAGGGUGGACUCUCAUCUUCGUAUUUCAAAGUACUUUCUUUAAUUUUAACAGGGAUUUUUAAACAGUCUUGGUUUUAUUUGAUGUAAGGCUGAUUAAAGACAGUAGUUUUAUGUUUUUUAGUCUUUCCCCCUUUUGUUCUGUCUGUGUCGCUGGUUUUCUGCUCUAUCUACAAGACUCUCCGUCACCCUCUCUCAUUCCAAGGAUGGGCUAUCAGUCACCUUCUCGCUGCCUGAAGGGUUCUUAGUUGAGCCAGUUGUCGAUAUAGACAGAGAUAUAGAUGUCACUCUAGCUUAGGAGGGAUGCUUGUCCUAAUCGGUGAGCAUGUUUCCUCUCAGGGUUAGGCAUCCUACUUCUUCUUCUUAAUUCUUUUAUUUUUUUUAUCAAUCCUUUCUGUCCGUCUUUCUAUCUCUCCUUGUCCCCUGUCACUCUUUGCUUGUCUUGAGUAAAGGCUUUUACCCUCUAUUAAGGAGGAGAUUAUCACCCUGAGAGCAUUGAUCUCUUAAGUGUUUAGAAGGCUUCCAAGCAACGAUUGUGUGUGUUGGGUUUUGAGCAAGAGACACACGAAACAGAGGAGAGAGAGAGAGAGAAAGAGAGACGGACUGAGCGAUGAGUGUGCUGCCUGGGUCAGAGUUCAGUAAAGGAUUACUACUAGUUGUCGUAAGGCGUCAGGUCACUGUUAAUGGGUCUUUGAUUUCCUUUAAAAGGCCUUAAAGCCUAAUAGAAAGACUGACAGGUUGUUUUACAUAUGACCAAGGUGUCAUGAGCACCCAGAGGUGAGGAAUGGGUCACAAGUUCAAAUUCAGGCUGCAGACUUUGUUUUUGUUUUUUUUAAAUGAAUUAGCACUACUCUGCACUGUAAACGCUUUGUAAAACAUUUUUUUAAUGGUUUGAUGUGAAAAGGGAUAAACUGUGAGUUCAAAAAUUUGGGAUUUUGGUGAUACCAUACUGCUCAAAACCUACAUACCGACCUUUAUUUUCAGCGGUAGGAAAGAAAAAGAAAGACAAAUGUUAAAAAAAACUUCUCCAUUAUUCAGAUAUGUAUGCGGGAUGCAUGCCACAACAUAUACACAAGGUUUCUACAGGCAAAGCAGUGACAGAGGUCAGGGAGUGUUCAGCGAACAAUCAGUUAACCCAGCUCUGCGGGGUCAGACCCCCUCCAGUCUAAUUGGGUGAGACAGGCGCUGCCAGUCCUCGUCAGCCGAGAGGAAAACCAGGGGAGCUGCCAGAGCUCCGCAGGAUGGUAAAUGCUCCCAGCAGAGAGAGCAGAUUUGUGGACACAGACCUAAAUAACGCUCUCAUGUUAAAGCCUUUAGAGGCAGCAAAGAUAAUAAAAAUGUGAAGGAUUUAAACUUGCACUUGUAAACUCGGUUUUCAGGGUUUUAGUGCUCCCCUAAUGCUGUUUGACGUGUAGAAACAGAUGAAAAAAAAUGUUUUACAUUUAUUUUGAUUAAAGGAUCAUAACUUAAAUCUGAUCUCUAGAGUCCCAUUUCUCAAAUGGAAAGUCUUAGAUGCAGCAUCUCUGUGAAUUGCCUCUUACUUGAUGACAUUAAUGCUGGGGAUGAUGUUGGUGAUAAGGGCAUGGCAUUCAUGAUAUUGAGGUUAACUACAAAUCUGGAAAUGGUCACUUGAAUUAAGGUUUGGAUAAAAAUCACAGCACUGGACUCAAAUCAGUUUGUGGUACUAACCACUGUCAUUCCCUGUUAUCUCGAUCCUUGCCUGUUUUGUAUUAACUCUCUGGUGUACGUCACUUUGAACAAAAGCGCAUAAUGAAUGAAAGUGUAGAGUUGUAAGCGACUGCAUCAUUAGUCCAAAACCUGCUAAAAAAAUAAACUCAAACAUAAUUUCACUCAUUUUUGUUUAGUUUCGAGAGCCUGAAAUCAGUUCAUUGGAACCAGAUCUUUUUAGUAUUAAGUAAAGCUGCGAGGGAUGAUAAUUUUCAAUCCUGAUCAUGAUUUUUUUUCCAGUUAAUUAAUUUAUCAUUUGGUGCAAGGAUAAAAAAAAAAUUCUGGCAAUAAAAAAAUUAAAAAGUCUGUGUUGAUAUUUUCAAAGCUAACUGGCUUUUAUAAAUAAUAUGCUGUUUAAAAGUAAGACCACCAUGUUUAUCUCACAAAAAGGCCAAUUUUGUCAGUGAAACACAUACUCAAAACAUGAUGAAAUGUUUACUGCCGGCACUUUUUUACUCCAGGUUAGUGAUUAGGAAUCAGAAGUGCUGUCCAUUCAUAAGAAACCAAGACAGGUAGUGAUUCAAGAGCUGCCUCAGCACCACUUUAACUGUCUGUCAAGUGAUUGGUCAGGCUCUAAGGUUGGAGUUUAGAGACACCCAGCCAUCCAUUCCCACCUGCCCUCCAUCCCUCACCGUCUGCGCAGCCUCCCUGCAUUGUCUCUCCUCUCAUUGCUCUGCCCCGUGUCUCUCUUUUUUUUCUGCAUCUAUCUUUCUACGCCUCGAUCUAUCACAACUCCAUCCUCACAGCCACCUCCAUCGCUCCUCAUUCGUCUUUUUCCACGUUCCGGACUGCCAUUUGACUUUUAACUUCUCCUCAACCUUUUACCUUCCUGUGAAUGUCUUAACUGCAGCCCAUUAAAUUUGUGGUGAGCCUUCAUCCUUACUUGCUCCUUAAAAUGAUAAAAAAGUAAAAAGCCUACAUAGGGCUGAGAAUAAUUUGAUGAGUUUCCUUUUUUUCUGCCCUCACACCACCUCUACAAGUCUGUGUCUCUCAUUGACAUGUUCGGUGUGCUACAAAAUGAAGGCAGAAUUUUCUUGUUUUGUGCGCCACGAGGUCAGACAUCAAUCUGCUGACAACACAAACACAAGAAACGUGAUUAACCUUGACAACAAACGACAAGCAUUCUUCCUUAAUCUCUCCCCGUCUAUUUCUCCAUCAUAUUUAUUUCCACACAAUAAGAGAAAAAACAACAACAAAUAAUUCCCAGACAGGUACAUCCUAAUUAAGCAACAGCCGAGGCUGCUCAGAAUCAAUGCCCUGAUCCCUGGCUAGUGAGCAAGGGAGCUGGCUAAUUCAUGCACACCAGCUCCCCUCGCACCCCAUAAAGCUCGGCAAAUAUUCAUUUCCUGAAACGAACCGAAUCAUUUAGAAUUCGGUCAGGGAUUGAUUAACAUCAAGAGGCAGCGACGGUUCAAUAUUUACACCCAUAGAGACCCAUGCGGGCACCAAAUAGGGAAGCAUAAAACCGGAACAACUGUUUACAGCUUAAUUAAAAGCAACAUAAAAGAGGUUUUUUUUUUCCCCUUUGUGCUGCUGUCUGUCUGUUGUGCUGUAAGUCAACAGAAUGGAGUCAUCAUCUCUACCUUUGACCUGAUCAAUACCUGUAUAAAGGUAGGGUUGGAUGUUUUGCUCUGGACUAAAAUUGAAAUAUCACCACCUCUUUGUUGUUUUACGAGGGACAAGGAAACGAGGAUCAGCCAGGAAAACAAGUUUUUUUUUCAUGAUUUAGACACUGUUACUUAAGAAGAACAUUAAAAUGAAAGACACAACCUAUCAGUGAAAGUACAAGUGACAAACAGUAGCUGCAUUUACAUAAAUACACAAAUAAUCAAAAUAAAUGCCUGAAUAAAACUGUGCCAUGUGGAAAUGUCAAUCAGAAGAUUCUGAUCCAAUUCGGCUCAUUUGGAAAGAAGAAUUCCAAUCAAGAGGGGUAGUUUAUGCCAAUCGUUAUUCCGAAACGUGUCGAUGUAAACACUUAUUCCGAUCGUGACUCUCUUGCCUGACUCGAUCUUCACUUUUUCUUCACAAAUUUUUAAUCAGAGAAAUUUUGCACAUGUAAGCAUGGCUAGUAAGAAGAUACAGAUGUAAACAAAGACUAGAGAGGACUAAAAGUAGACGUGGUUUGCAGACACUUAGCCUGUGCAAAGCUUAAACUCCUGAGUAACUUCUUACAGUAAGAAGUUCUUGAGAAAACACAAAGAUACAGUUUGCUCCAUGUUGAUGAAAUAUGGCAAGAAACACACACAGCUUUCAUUGUGUUUGUGUUUGUGCAUUUGGACCUGCAGCCCCCUUUUCCUGACUUUCAUUACGUGCCAGGCAAAUCACACUCUCAGUGACUGGAUUGGUGCAAUGGCAGCUACAAUUGAAAAUACAGUAGUCGUGAUUGCACCGGGGCGCAGACAAUAUAUGUAAGGUUAGUGAAGUGCAGUCCGUGCACAGCAGCAGCAUUCAGUGCUUUUUCAUCAUGAAACUUGUUGAAACGCUCGACAAACACGUGUUGAUUGGGAAGUAUUGGCCCCUCAUAUUUCAAACAAAUCUUUUUACCACCAUCAGCUUCCAUCAGGCAUCUUUGUGACGGAGGAAACAAACAAAAAAUUUGCUCAAACUUCUGUCCCCUAACCCAGCUAAUCACGCUUGAGUGUGCUGACUUUUCUUUUAUUUUCUUUCAUCUUAUCAGGAGUAGGUGGGAGUGUGCCCUAAAGCAAUGAACCUAAUACUGUCGCCUAUUUUCUGUCAAUUUUAGCCUAAGAAAUCUAACGUGGCGUGCAGUCAGCUCCCGAUGCCGGCCGCCACUUUGUAGGGAAUUCCAUGUAAUGAGGCUGCCUAAAAGGCUUUCAGACUUUAUCAAGCAAUAAAAGCCUCGGGUUUCCAGCCCGCCACUAUUACCUGGCAGUACUGCAGGCUGUUGUCAUUAAGCAGAGUUUGCGGUGAGUUGUGAUGGUGGUGGAAUUAUUGAGGAUUACUGGCCCUCACCCUUGACCCGACCUCUCCAUUUAGCCUCAGCCUUACAUCUUGCCUGAGAUAUGUUCCAGUUUCCUGAUGGAUUUCAACAUUUCUCAGAUAAUCUCCAAAGUAUCUCUCCAAUUUACAGCUCAGGCUUGCCGUCUUUUCUCCUGUUUUAAGAUCUUAUCACAUUCUUACGGGGAUUUAAGAGGUGAUUAUGUUGACACUGGUCUUUAUCUGGUUUCCAACAAGGACAACUAUCAGAGUGUAAAGCGACACUGUAGGUGAGGUUUGUUUAAAUGGGGAUUAGUGCGUUUACAAACCCCUGAUAUUAGAUUCUUGAUAAAUACGCGAUAAGACAAAAAAGCCAUAUCAUUUCAAGACAUUAGAUUGGAAGUCUAAAGUCCUUUAGAUGGAAUCCUAGUCAACAUAAUUAUGGGGAUAAAAUAUGUUUAAGAAAAUAUAACAAAGACAGUGUUUGACCAAUAAAAAAGGAAAGUUGGUUGAGUCUUUGGGCUCACGCCUACAAGUUUCAUCGGAUAUUUUGAUGUUAUUGACACAAAUCCCAUAAUACCUCUUACUCACAUGUAGUAAUUCAAUCUCAUUCUAACCAUAUCCCUAAAAUAUUUCACAACAUAGCAUGAAUUCAACAAUGUGGGAUCAACACAAUUGCAAAUUUCCUCGUGGUCUUUUAGAUUUUUUUCCCCAUCCAUUCCCUUCAGUCCAGUCCUGUUCUCAUGACUGAAUUUGGUGACAUCUCCACCGUGGCAGUAGGAUUUAAUAUUCACUUAAAAUCACUGCCCAGCCAAAGCAAUAUAAGACAAAUCCUCUUAACUCCCUCCAUCCUCCAUCAGCACACUUACUAACUACUGGAGCAGAGAGUACAACCGGACAAAUGCCCCUGUAAAAGUUUUUUUUCUGCUGAAGAAAAAAAAAAACCUUUUCCUUCCUUCUACCUCCUUCUUUGCUCUUCUCCUGCACUCCCAUGUGGGGUGAUUUAAGACGGGCAAGCUAUGGAGAAACUGUUGCCCUCCAUCUCUCCCCUCCUCCCUCUCAUUCUCCCUCUCCUUUGGCCUUAUUACAGGCUGUCAGUUUAUUAUAAAACAUUAGGAAAGCAGAGGGACACUUGCAGUUACUGUCCUAUCGAUCGGCAGGGAUAGAUUCUGUGAUUUAGAGUCAGCCUCUGCUCGCGCCCUCCACAUUCUCGGUCUCCUAUUAAGGCACCAGCGCUUUGCUUUGGCUAUUGAUGUCUCAACAUUAACAGUUACAAGCUGCUACAGAAAAUCAAUGUUCAACUUUUAUUACCGACUGCAUAACACACAGGACCUCCCGCCAGCUGGUACUUAGCAGUCAAAAGGAGGCACGGAUGGUCCGCCCGGUACAUCAGGUGUUUUCUAAGUGAUAUCUGCAGUGAUAUCAAUCAUGUGCACAGCAUAUAGGGGCUUCCAGGGGCCAGUCGAGGGCCUGAGAGCUUCAGGGUAGAGCAACGAAGGGUAGAGCUCACCUAAGAAAUCAGCACGUGUUUACAAAUAUCUGCUCUAAUCCUUAAACUAGAAUUUGAGGAAGGAAGAGGAGCGCCCAAAACUGCUCAUUUCCCACAGAUUGGCAAACAUCUGUCUUUUAAGCACUUCUUGAUGUCCACAACCACCUCGAAAAAACAAACAAAAAGAAAAAAAACAACACACACGUACGCAACUGAACACCUAAAUGUCAUCAAGUUUGAAAAAUAAUCGAUCCCUACAACUAUCACCACCCGACAAGCAUCCAUCCAUCAUCAGCAUCAACCUGGAUGUGUAUGUGCUGUAACUCCGGUAGCGUUGAUCCAGAGCAGCUCAGGCUUCUCAAACAUUUAUGAGGGGCUACUGAGCAGCAGUACAGCAGUCCUUCUGGGACAAACAGCCCCCGGUCCUGUACUCUCAGUCCCGAUCAAUGGACCUGAAGUUCGUUACACACACUUUUCACCCGGACGGCGGCAACUGAUUUUUUUCUCCCCCUUCUCCUCCCCCAAUCUUCCAGCAGCGCACUGCUGGGGCUGCAUUACACUCGCUUGUUUACGUGACUGUGCGUUCAGGGAAAGAUGAGGGCAGAGAGGGUGCACAGGCGUGCAUUUCUGUGUGCGUAUGUGUGUGCUGCUCCCAAUGGCCAGAGCUUGAGGUUAUCAUUAUGUACAGGUCAGUCCGCCGCAAUGCUAAUGCUAAUGCAUUCUCAGUGGCCGCAGCUCAGGUCCCAGCGCUGUACGAACUAGGUUGCUACUCCUUUCCAAUUAGAGGCUGAGGGAUGUGUGUUUGGGUUAGGGAGGACAGGCCUGGGCUACCCUGGGCCCUGUGGAGAGCCGGCUCACAUUAGUCGAGGAAAACAGACUCGGAGAAGAAAUUGUGCAUACAUUUGAGGUGCGGUUGAAAAUCCCUCUUUUCAUUUGAGUCAUUUGUUGGCUGGAGAUCAUCUUUACUCUGGCUGUGAUUUCAUACAGCUAAAUAAUUGUUAUUUAGGACUUUUUACGUGUAAAGUAGUUACUCCUUCUCUGACUUAACAGGCUUUAAAUCAGUGUUUGGAUAAGGGAGAUAGCGGUCAGAGCUGCUAGAUGAUAACUAAAUGUGGCGUGCAGUCAUGAUCUAAUCGCCUCUCAACCUGUGAUUACGGUUCUUCGUCCAGUGCACUCUGAGAAGUUCUUACUGAUAUGCUCACAUUGUACCAAGUAUUGACGAACGUAUGAAACAGAGGAUAUAGAGACGCGACUCCUCAUUCUUCAAGUGUAUCAUAGGUCAGAGGUUUAGAAAUACAAAUGCAAUCGCAUGGACCCCCCGGUUUUACACAUCCGCCUCAUCAAUCAUUUGUGAAGCUGUAAACGUAAAUGACAGCCCUUCACUCUUUCAAUCAAUGCCUCAGUAGUAACUACUAGUGUUAGUGCUGCUGCUGCUGUUCCUGCAGCAACGACAUCUUUAUGACGAGACGUUUAUGGCCGCUAAAGCUCAUGAUGUGUCAUUAGCAUUACUCGUUGGACAAUCAUUACUUAAGCAAAACACGAUGUAAAAGAUGAAGGCGUGGGAUGAACUCAGAGAUUUAACAGUGAGGGGGAAGAUAACAGAGAUGACACACUGAGCGAUACUUUUGACCCCAUACUGCAAUUAUGACUUCCUUUUUUUCUAGAGUUGAAAAAUGUUUCGUUUUUUAGAAUGAAACACUGAUUUGUGACUGAGUUCACCCUUGAAUACGUUCAGGCCUACACGUGGAAAACGCUGACAGUUAGAGUAGAAGUAAAAAUAAUCCCCCACAUUUGCCUGUCGCCUAACAAACAAAUGGAGCCCGCUGGCAUCAGAGGACUGUGCGGUAUGCGGAUCGUCAGCCAUUGUGUUCCUGUGUGAAUGUGUACAGUGCAGAGGCAUGUGCUUAAACUAUGGUGGUGGUAAUCUAUAUGGUAGUCAGGUGGCUGCUAUAAGAUUAUACACCCUCUUCCCUUUGCUCUUUAAGCUUCUGUGUGAGUGUACGUGUGUGUGCGUGUGUGUGUGUCUUUGGACAAUGUGGUUACAAGAUACUUCUGGCAGGGCAGAGAACAGCAGAGCUUUAAGGUGGUGUGUUUGUGAGCUAUGGCGUGUGUGUGUAUGUGUAACCAGAGACAGUGAUUAAACGUUUUAAAGCGCAGAUGAUCCAACAGGUGCUCUGGCUGUCUCUGUCUUGUUCUCCCUCCCCCUUUCUCUCUCUCUCUCUCUCUCUGUGUCUGUAGCCCCCCAACCACUAACCACUCGGUGACCCCAACCUCUGAACCUCUACAACUUCUUUUCUUGUUACUUCUUUCUUGGUAUUUUAAGAAACAAAGCCAUGUAAUUCCACUGUCUUACACACGCUCAUCCGUGGAAAGAAAUAGGGUUGAUCAUGGUAGAACAAUGAAAGCCUUAUCUUCACACGGAUAUUUAUCAUAAGACAAAAAUGUGUCAAGAAAAGGUUUACUCCACACCACUGCCAGAUAUUCGUCAUGGCCUGUGCUAGCUGCCUUUUAAGCAUUACGCUGUACUCUGGUGCCACCUGCCACUGUUAUCCACACUGUAUACAUUACAAUGUAAGCCCUCAAAUUCCUGCAGUGCUCCGUGAUGACAAACGCCACAACCUUAAAAUAAAGCCUCCAAACAACUCACACAUGUCCUUUUGUACAUACAUUAGAUUUACAUUCAGAUUAUUGUUUCUUGAAGUAUUUAUUGUUGGUUUAACUUUGAUUACGCUAGUACUCCUGUGUUAUUAAGGCAUGAAGGUUGUGAAGCUAAACUUUCACCGUUUGAAAUCAUGCCAGCUGUGCACAUAUUGAAACAGUCCCAUUGUGUCCCCCCAAAUUCUUCCAAGAAAACUGGCACAACUCCCUGACCAAAGUGGUUACUAAACACAGACAGACACCCCGGACCACAGACAAACACACUCCACAGUAUCUUUUGUAUAAAGUAAGUGUUGUUGUGGCUUUCCGUCAAAAUUGCUUAUUUCCUCUAAUUUCCAUGUAUUGUGCAUUUUUAAGUCCAAACAUUCGGCGCAGUAGACACGCAGUUUAACUCCACUUCACUAAAUCGAGUCCAGCUUUGAGAGGCUGUGUGCAAACAUGUCUCCUUACAUUAGCCCAGAGAGAGAGAAGAGAACAGCCGCUGCCAUCCAAUACUUUUGAAUAAAUUUAAGCCCAAUUUGCACUUAAGUAAACUCUGCUUGUCACAUGACAGGGGAUGAAAAAUCCCACAGAGAACAAAGAAGUUAGAAGAGAAGUGGAAAACAUGCUGUGCAGUCUUUCUUUCGUCCAUACUCUACCUGCUGGCUUCCAUCAUCAAAUAUGUACGGGGAAAAGUAGGAGGGAGAGUGGGGUAAAUGUAAAACGAGAGACUGCAGAAGAGAGAGAAGGAGUGCGAAAGGGAGAGUGGGGGGGAAAUGACGCUAUGGAUUAACUGUCCUUCAUGCUGAAAAUAUACAUCCCCAGGCGCUUGGCACUGAAUUAUUAAUUCAAAUUUGUCAGAGAAAGAAUGAGAGAAAUCUAUUGACGGGGAGACAGGCCCUUUAAUGGUCUCAUUAAAGGGGAGGCUUCCCACACCAGGCACCUUCUGUACUGCUGCAGGAGUUUUUGGGGCAGCAGAGGGUUGGAGGGGGGUACUUGACCCCCCAAUGAUUUUCUGUCACUUCAUCAUAAACAAGAAAGGUUGACAUGCCCCUCCACUCCUAACAGCCUCUCUCCACCACCAAACAAACCCUGUGUGUAAUUAGCCACGGGGUGCAAAAGUGCACUGAAUAUAAACAAGGUUCACACGAACGCCUUGAUACAGCAACGACACACACUUGCAUAUUAUAGGCUGUGUCUACUUCUGCUGCUGCUGCAGGUUCAAAUGAAGUGAGAGGUGAAGUUUUAAGCACCGCCUCUCAAAUAAAACAAUACAGAGUAAAUUCAUUAGAUAAUUUGGUAACACUUGAUUUGACGCUUAUCUGUAUAACGCAUUAUAAAUAUAUGUAUAAUGCGUUAUAAUCAUGUUGUUACACUGUAUAACUAUAGUUAUAAACACUCAUAAAUUAUCAUAAUGCUCUAUAGCAAUAAUCAUAACACAUUAUAAAGCAUUUUAUCAUGACUUACAAGGUCAGGUAUUAUAAUGUGUUAUAACUGUUAACAACUCACUGACAAUGCCUACAUAAAUAAUGCAAUGCAACUGAUGUUCACAGUUAUAACACAUUAUAAUACCUGACCUUGUAAGUCAUGAUAAAAUUCUUUAUAAUGUGUUAUGAUAAUUGCUAUAGAGCAUUAUGAUCAUUUGUGAGUGUUUAUAACUAUAGUUAUACAGUGCAACAACGUGGUUAUAACGCAUUAUACACAUAUAUUUAUAAUACGUUAUACAGAUAGGCGUCAAAUAAAGUGUUACCCAAAAUUUAUUUCCAUUUCAAUACUGAAUAAACUUUUUUGGAUCGUAAUCAUUUAUUUAAUUUCUCCCUGUCAAUCAAGUAAAACGGUGAAUAGCGAUCCGACUUGAAGCUGUAUGUGUGAGUGGAGUGUAUAGGUGAUGGUUUUGUGUCCAUAUGAUCCAGACAACAUAAGGAAGGUGAGAGAGCAGGGACCUGUGGGUGCACUGUGCCAUUCGAGGUCAACUCAUUGAAAGGCACUUGGUUUUGCCUCCAGGGGUAUUCAAGAAAGGGGGCAAUAAGACCUGGAGAAGGGGGGGGGGGGACGAGGGAGACCACAUAGGGCUAAGCACCAGGUUCAUUGCUGAUUCAAGUCUCUCAGCAUCCCUCUGGCAACUGGAUUUUCAUAAUGCUGAGACAAUGUGAUUUUUUUUUUUUUUUGCCCUGUUAAAAUGAGUACACAGCUUGUCAGAAGUGAACAGCCGCAAAUGGAGCCAGCGGAUAAACAUAUUUUCAGCCAAGAAUUAAAUAGAAAUUCAACUAUUUGAAAUGACUUAUUAGUUGAAAAGUAAUAUUGGUUUGACUUUUGGUUAUUUGUUUGUUUUUUUGCCAUAGACACUGCCCACUUGCUUGGUUAUCUUGACCCAUAAUGGCUUUUUGAUUGUUGGAGUCGACUAAUUAAUCAUUUGGCCAAUCCAAAGUCCUCAGAGCUGAAGUUCAUAUCUUUAAAUAUCCUACAAUAUACUUAUUAUCCAAAGAAUGAAAGCAAAAGGAAUUAAGAUAUGUAGAAAAAAACAUUAUUUCAAAAUAAAAUAGUCUCAACAGACUAGUCAGUGCCGGAUUUAUUUCUUUUAAUAAAUGAGACAGCCAAUAAUUACCACAACUUACAUUAAAAAAAAAAUAUAUAUACAUAUAUCUCUUAUACAUAUUUCUUAUACAUAUUCCUUCUGUUAUUAUUCUCCUUUGUCUGUGCCCAUCUGUUAAAGCCCUCAAAGUCCAUAAUAACACAUCCAGUUGAGACCAGCUGAUCCGGGAUGUAAAUUUGUUUCUCUUACUCCAAAGGACAAAUCCCCUGCACCUUCCAGCCAGCAUAGACAAUGAGCCGGGCUUGUCUUUUUCCAGCUCAAAGCGUCUGUUCUCGUGUUUAUUUUAUCGGACCUAAGGCACUUUUCCCUUCCUCUCAAUAUCUGUCAACCUCCCUCCAUCGCCCCGCUUAGCCCUUCAACCCAUCCUUGGGCGACAGAACUGAACUGGCCGCUACCUGUUUAGCUUAACAACAAUAGCAAUGUUGUCAGCAGAGGUUUAGAUUUGACUCAGUAUAUCCCUAACUAGACCAUACCUGCUUAAUUCUCUUUUACAGCUGCGUGGCGUUCGGUCCCCUGAGGGGCUAAACAGCGGUGAUGAAAUUGAGGAUUAUGCUUUUCUCCGAUACACUGACAAAAGACAGUCCCAUUGGUGGCUUAUUUCCAGAGCAAGGGGUCAUGGGACAGUUAAUAUUAUGCAUUGUUAGAGAAGAGGUUAUUUGGCCCCUGGACAUUGGGCUCUUAGUUAGCUUGAGGGCAUGUAGAAACACUGUGUUACGGUAUGCUGGUCGGAUAAAGGGUCACUUUUCAAGAUGAAGGGUCAGUGUUCACUUGGUUAUAAUUGAGGUCUUAGGGCUCAGACAAACUGGUGUCUAUAACAUGGAGAUAUGAUUUUUUUUGUGGACAAGCCAUAACCAAGCAAGCAAGGUAUGCAGAUUUAAGACAGUUUCCGAUAAUAUUUAAAAAGAUUUCCUUCAUCAAAAAAACAGAAUGACUUAGACUAUGAAAGUAGUGUUUCCAGUUUUAACCCUAGUCUAACCCUACUGCAUUGCCUAAGGGCAGCAGUAUUCUUCAUCAAAAGUGUUUGGUCCAUGGUUGACGGCAUCUGAAACCUCUAACCCCCACGUUAUCCCUGUCAAGAAAAUAAGUCUGCACCAGACUUUUUCAUCUUUCUGCAAACAGGUAUCAUGUAUCCCUGUGGACUUGUUGGAGUCUGAUCUUGAACAGUCCUCAGUCUAAACUCCAAAUGUUCAUGUUUCACCGUAUGAAGCAGCUCUCUAUAGUCAAAGUUGUUAUAACAUGAGAUCAAAACAGCGCUGAUAGAACUAACGACAACUAAGCCUUGUUGAUGCUAGUUAUCCUGUUAGCCUUUUGGUGGAUCAAAUCCCAAAGAAGCCCCGUUAUGUGUUAGGGAGUGUGCAUCUACAGUCCCCCACCCCCCCAAUUUUUUUCCUGAGCUAACCCCUACAAGAAGGCAUACUAUCCCAGAAAAUGGAAAUCCCCAACUGGGACUUGGAGGAAAACAAGGAAGCUGCGAGCUCCAGGGAGGAGGGAAACUUGUAUGUUGGCAAGCACAGACAGAUCAUACUCUAACGUGGAAGUAGAGGCUCCUGAAGAAGGAAACAUACAGACUAAAUCGUGGUUACUGUGGAUACUUUUUUCUCUAACACAAGACCCAACUUCUAUAUCAGACCAUUGCAACAUAUAUCAGAUUGUAGCCUACUCUGGUGAUACCGUUGACCAUGUGGCCAUUGACCCUUACCCUGUGAACCUUAUUUGCUUUGAUAGCCCUGUUUUUUGACACCCAUAUACACAAACACACAUUCUCCCAGUGAACACGUAGCUCUACAUGUUGUUUAUAGUAGGACUCAGUCCCCUUAAACCUUCCCAUAGUCAAAGGUUAUUAGGUUCUCUUCUGUCACCACCCCCGUCUCUGAUUGGAGCCCUGCUGCGAGGCAGAUUUAUAAUGAAUAAAGUAGCAGGGUAUAGUGUUUAACUGAUAACAAUCCAGUAGGGUGCCAUAAAGAGGACUGGCCUGAACAUGGGUUCAACUACUUGCUCUUUGAAGCACCGCUGCCGUAGUAAAACGGUGUCUCAGCUUUGACAGGCUCAUAUAAAAGCCUGUGAAAGUCCCUAUUGGAGAACCGGGGUGCUUAAUUCCCGCCUAUGCAGGAAGUGACCGGUUUCUCUCCCACUCACGUUUAAUUGGCCAAGUUUACUGACAGCACUUGACUCAAUAACCGUUUAUGGUCCAAGAGUUUUAUGUGUUGUUUUUGGACCUGGCAGGAAACACAUGUUGUCUGUGAGGCAGUAUGAACUGGCAGCAUGUGACUGAGAGGGAUUUUAUUGAUUGAAGCAAUAACAGUGUAAUAGGAGAGAACAUGGACUUACUUUACCAUGUUUAACUGUGGCCUCCAUACGCGGUACCAGUCUUGAAUAAAAAAGAGAGUGUGAGUAGGUAGUGGCUUUGUGUCAGAGCAUCGUGAUGGAAUAUUAAGGUUUGUGUGUGUGGGUGGGUGUGUGAGGGAGGGGGGUUUUGCAGUUUGUCUGGAAUUUUAAGUGAAAUUUCAGGUGAUUUUUAAGGUUAACGUAACCACAUCCUUUCUCUUCUUCAAAACUGAUAAAAAGUUGUUCAAAGUGACUGAAUAAAACUCUUUCCGAUUGUUCAACUGACAAAAUUUACACGUGACUUUUAAUUAAACUGGUUUCAUUUUCAGUCUGGAUAAUUGUGUUUUUAAAACUUUAUGGUAAUAAAUAACUAAGGUCUAGCUGUGCAGUGCAGUAUAAUUCCGCCUCUGGCUUUUACAGCCAUGAGCCACUUAUGCCUGUUUGCUUGUGCAGAGAACAGUGAACUUUGACACCAAGUGAUAUUUUUUUAUUUAUCUUAUCAGAGAUUUUUUUUUUUUUUUUAACACAUCACUGUGUCCACUCUGUAAGGCAUUGUUAAGAGCAGAUUGUAGUAAUAGGAGCGAGUAUUUCUACAAGUGAAUGUGUCUAAAUGCUGUGUGUGAGUGUCAGUCCCCAGAGCAGGUUGAUUGUAAGGGGCAGUAAAAGAGCAAAGAAAAGCACAUGCUGACACACACACACACACACACACACACUCAUAGCACAGAGAAAAUCUAGUCUAAUUAAAAAGCACAGCAGUGAUUUCAGGGGCUCUGUUCAAGUUAGAGCGAGUGUGUAUUUGAGUGUGCGCUUGUGUGUGUGUGCUUUUGCAUUAGUUCACUGGCUUCAGCGUGAUCGCCCGUCAAAUGAAACAAUGUAUUCUGCGGGACCUGGGGGUUUCCAUUUGAGUAUUCAGACGCGGCGCUGCAACAAACUGUGGCUGUUUUAUGUGAAAAAAAAGUUGAUAAUUAGUCCCACAGUGACUGAACAAUGAGAUGGAGAGAGAAAGAGAGGAAGGGGGGCAUUGGAGGAAGAGCAGAGAGCGCUUAGCACAUUUAAUGCUCGGACUUGACAAUGUCUGGGCCGGGAGUCAUUGAUCAGUUGUUGAUUUUCUGUUUUUGUGUUUCCCCCCAACCUUUUCUGACUCCUUCAUCUUCCCUCUCAUGCGUUUUAAUGAUCAGUAAAUUGGAGCCAAUUUCCUUGUCUGAUUUGAUUAACAGCAGAAUUGAGAGACAUUUUCCAUCAACCAGAUUGGUUUGUGCCUGGUUCUGCUUGAUUUUUCCCAAACAGGGGUGUACAGCCAAGUAUUGUCAUUUUUGCGUCUUAAAAAAAAUACUUCGUUUUUGUAAGCCUUCAUUCAUUAUUUUUUCAGAAGGGGCUCUGGUAAUAAUUAGCAAUUAAAAUGCUGUCUUUUUGCUUCACUUUCCCCUAAUUAGCUUGACAUAGACAUUGGGUACUAAUUCUCUGUAGAUCCCCCCCCUUAACAUUCGCACAUACACCCAUCAGACUCCCCUCCAUGUACGUACACACUCAUGCAGACACGCAAACACGAGAUCAUGUUUCGGGGAAACCAUGGCAACACCUCACAUGUUUUUGCUGUGAUAUGGGAUCACCUUGUCAUGUUGGUCCAAAAUUAAACAAAUCAAACUCAGAAGAGGCUCUGAUAUGUCUGAAUUAUUAAGCAGUGGUAGGUUUUGUUGUUAUAACCUGUCUCUACUGCAGAAAACACGUCUGAACUUAAAAUGUAAUAUUAUUUAUUAUAAAGGAGAUAAGCAGAUUUUUGAACUUUAAUGUUAUGUACCUUAAAAUAAGAUUUGUAUAAAAUAAUUUGAGUGCAUUUUUUUUGCUUAAAAUUUCUACUUAAGUCUAAAAAAGCAGAUAUACAGGCACAAAUUAUGCGAUAAAUAUCAUUCUUUAACUAAGUUUACCUGUUUACUGAAUAAGCAAAAAUUAACAUUGCAAAUCAAAAAGUAUCUGAUAUAGAAAGAAGAUUUGGAUGCCUGUGCAGAUAAAAAAACAAGCAUAUUAUUUUUCUUGUUGACCUGCGUAGGAUGUCUGUGUGUUUAAAGCCUAAAGCCCACACUCUGCUUGGUUAGCUUAUGUAAGGCUACAUUAAUGUCCAUGUUGGUGGUGUAAAAGGCAGUUCAGGAGGCUGACGGUGGGGGGGUGGGGGGUCAGACAGCUGAGUGGCAGCAGGAAAAAGCACAUGUCAUGUUUGUUUGGGACCUCCUUUGUCACAGGCCACACCCUCUCCCCCUUUUCCUGCCCUUCUCUUGGCCUUAUUUAGCCCCACGCUGUGUCACCCAGGGGUCAGGGUGAGCAUGCACACGCUACGCACACUAGUUUAUACGCAGGCAACACAAGAGCGCACACACAUACACACGCAUACAGAUUGCAAUAGCAUGGUAGAGUGCAUCAUGGAUGGAAGUGCCUUGAAGGACCUGCUUCUCAUUCUCUAGACCUCAUUAGCCGCUGAUUUAUCUCCCCCUCCCUCCCCCCUAAUGCUCUGGGUGGGUGGAUGAUGUGUGUGUGUGUGUAUGUGUGUGUGUUUGUGUGUGAGUAUUUGUGGGAAGGGAAUACAGUGAGAGAAAGAAAUAUCAUGUGUAUUUCCAUGGAUUAGUCUCAGUAUGUGUGUAUGUCUCUGAGAGAGAGGUGGAUUUAGUGUGAAAGGUAGUGUAUCUUAGCGUGUGUGUGUGUGUGUGUGUGUGUGUGUGUGUGUGUGUGUGUGUGUGUGUGUGUUGGUCCGGAGGUGUCAACUAGACAGAGGGACUCUGUCAUUCCACAUUAGCCUGCUGUGAGCACACUCGACCUGGGGUCAAACAGAUUAAUAAAAGAUCACACAGACACACACAUACACACACACACACACACACACACACAGAGCUGCUUUCUGAUUAAAUAUUCUGUAGCCCUGCGCUUCAUAAUCAUGACAAGUACACACAGCGCUCCUGUCCACCAUUAUCCAUUUAGCACAUUUUUAUCUUGUCUUGCAACAAUCUGCUCGACUCCCCAGUGAGCUUAUUAUUGUCAAGGAAAAGUGCUUAUAGCUGCGCGUAAAGGUAGGAUUUUAGAAAGAUGCAAAACAUAUUUUGCGCAGUAAUUAACAGAAGAAAAAAGACUUUCUCUCGCUGCUGUGAAAGUGAUUGCUAAUUUUCACUGCUUUGUAAGACUAUGAUUUACACCAAAAGAACUACCUCUUGUUUGUUGUGAUGUUAAAAAAUGGUAAAGGCAUCAGGUUAAGGAGCAGCACCGGUGCUGAUAUGACUUUAACUCUGCCCUACAUAAUUCAUGGACUCAUGGGGAAUGAAUCUCUCAGGAGGAGAACCUUUUUUGCCUUUACCUGAUUCCCUCUACAUCGCAGUCUCAGGAGACGAUCCAGUGGAAGAGAGAUGAGGGGGGUGUUUCGUCAUGCGGUCUAUUUUGGAGUACUCUUAAGUCGAAAGUUUAAAAAAAUGUGCUACAACUAUAGAUCUCAUGUUGUGGAACUGCCCUGGAUUAUGGAGACACAUAUUUUCAAGUAAUUUUGUCUUUUAAACGGAUUGUGGCAUUCUGUCAUUUGUCUCUGAAUUUAAAAGAACAGAGCGUCCUGAAUCUAAGUCUAAUGAAAUCUGAAUUUGUUGUAAAGCAUAAAUGCAGCUGUAAGCCGCUUAUAUGACAAAAUAAAGACAAAAAAUGUUCAGAACAAUGCACUUUUUUGUAGAUUUAACAUUUCUGUGAACACCAUACACGUAUUUGAAAAGUGUAGUUUGGAAUCAAAUCAUCAUUGAUACAUUGAUACAUCAUUUUCUUCUAAUGUGGACAAAGCCUUUUGAAACUAAAUUAGAUGUGUGAGGAUUCAGUCUUUGUGUCAGUUCUGUAUUUGAUUCUGUGUUGAGAUUGUCAAAGUGUCAUCUCGUCUGACCUUUCUGAUGUGCCUCCGUCUGUAGAUGUGAAGAACCUGGAAAACUUCCACCUGGUAGAGAGCGUCCAGGAGCAGGUCAACGCGGCGCUGCUAGACUACGUCAUGUGCAACUACCCGCAACAGACGGACAAGUUCGGCCAGCUGCUCCUCCGACUGCCAGAGAUCCGAGCCAUCAGCCUGCAGGCCGAAGAAUACCUUUACUACAAACACCUGAAUGGGGAUGUGCCCUGCAACAACCUGCUCAUUGAAAUGCUACACGCCAAAAGAGCUUAGGAGGCAGACUACGUUACCCACAACGCAGCUGUGCAGACAUUCUGAGAGUUUUGCUGUGGCACACAAACUCCGAUGUUUUCACCACACUGAACCUUUCGAACCUUAAGACUUGACUGUGUAAUGUGCACACACAAACAACACAUCAAUCCCUUUAUGGUAAAAAGAAACUUCUGCAGAGGAGCAGCUUCUUCUCCUAAACCACACAGACAAUUUACUAAAAGGAAGAAAAAAAAACAAAAAAAAAACACUUGAAAUAAACUGCAUUUGACACUACCAGAUGGGAAGUAAUUGUCGGCACUUGCACAGACUAUCAAGCCUGGCAGGCUGCAACGUAAAGAAUUAACAACCCUUGAGUGUUUUAAUGCUGGUGACACUGGGAAGCUUUUUGUGCUGAGAAAGGAAGGUGAGUAACAGCGCACAUCUUUCAAACAGCUUUGCCAUUACAGCCGCGGCUUAUUCUGGUUGACGCUCCUUUGGUGUGCUCUCUCACUGAAACCAGCUCUCAGUUAUUAUUGGUACUGUAAAGACAAAAGGACAAGCAUUCAACCGGGCCACAGACUUUUACCUACCGUCACGUCUGUUUUUCUCGAACUCACGUAAGAUGCCUACCCUGGCAGCUUAACCUGACUGAAAAACGGAGAACUGGAGAUUAAAAAAAGGUCUAAAAAAGGAACUUUCUUUAAUGAACAAAAUAAUAAACAGGCCAAUAAGAAGAAAAUACGAUGCUUUUUUCUCUUGUAAUGGAAGUCGUUAGCUCCUCAUGGUCACCUUGUGGUUUCCCUUUCUUAUUCCAACCCCCUGAAUCAUCUUAAACUAUGUACCUCAGAAAGACCAGUGUUAAAUAAAUUCAAUUAAUAAUGUCAGCAAAAACAGUUGUAUUUAUAGCCCAUUUUUCCCUGCAAAGCAAACAAGAAACACCAUCUGUUUUUAUUACUUCAUCACAACUGGAACAAAGAAACAAAGCGUGAUUCUGGAGAUGGUGAAGGACCGACCCUGCCUUUGUCCGGAAAGACCAAAGCCUGCUGCAGAACAGAAGAAGUAAAUUACAAAAACCUAAAUAAUCAGUAUUAUAAGAGAAAAAAAAAAAGAUUUGUGAUGUCACAGUUAUGUGAGUCUUGCCUUAUUUCAUUACCAUGCUAGCUAACCGUGCAGAUGUGAAUGGAAAUAUGUACAAAUAUAUAUAUAAAGUAUUAAUGUUGUAAAAUUUUAAAAAAGAGUAAUUCAACUGGUGUUUACAUUCAUGUGGUCAUGGGAGAGAACUGUGAUAAAGCAAAAAUUGCAAAGCAAUGAUUUCCUAAAAAAUGAAAUCAACCAAAUGAAAUGGAAAAAAAAAAAAAGAUCCCUCUGGUUUGCUUUUUUGGAGUGUGUACAGUGUUUUAUUUUCUAUUGUUUUGAGCAGUACUUAAAUUAUGUCGUGAGACACUAAAAUCAAUAAGGAAUCACACUUAAAUAUUAAUUUCUAUCUGUGUCUGCUGGCAUUCAAACAUUUGUUUCUUAAACAUUUCUGUAUAGGAGUUCCGUUUGACUUUUCAAUUUUUUGUAGUCUUUUUACUUUUUAUUUUACAGUGCUUUUACCUAUUUGAUGUACAGUGUGUCACUGGUUACGCUUAAUAAUGAAGAUAAUUUAUUGAGUCUCUGGGUUUCCAUCUAUGUGUUACAUGACGUGAGGUGUCCAUGCAAGAAUAAAUUUGUCUACUGUAGCAUGUUCUUGUUUUGUUUUGGUUUAUCAAUGCAGGUCUGGAGCAAAAAAAAUAUGGGCUUUCAGAGGAAAAAAAAUAAUUAAACCAAUUUGUUUUGUCUUUUAGAUGUUAAUGCAAGUCUGUAAAUGGAGUUGUAUUUAAGUGAGUAGGUAUGAAAGAUCUUUCUGCCCCAUUGGUUCCCUUUAUUGACGUUAAACUUGCAUCAUUUUUCUGUCCAGUUUGCUCUUUUACCAAAGACUGCAUCUUUCCCCUCUGAGCUGUGACCUCUGGUAUUGUGUCCAACAUGAACAAAACUUAGCGUUUCUUUUUUUCUCUUUUUUUGUCCUCUUAAAACAUGACUUCCUAACUUAUUUCCAUGUGGAGUUUUUCACAUGUUCUGUGGUUGUUACUGCUCUUUCAAUAUGUCCAAACACUUGCCUGUCGCAAGCUGUUUUUGUUUGUUUACCUAUCAAUAUGUUCUUGAUUGAGUCAUAAAACGAUGAAAAGUCCCUUAAUGUGGGUUUAAUGUACAGAAAAUUCACUGAAAUCCUGAGACAUCAAGCUGUCCCUGGUCCCAGGCUCCAUUUUCUUACAUUUUCUUACUGUGUCUAUUGAACAGACAAUCUCUCAUCACCCACUUCAUCGAGUCUGUGUUUAAGUUCUGCAGCUGCUUUGAACUUCCUGGAACAUGAAGAUGAACUCUACACCACAUGCACAUUUAUGUGGUUACAGCAGAGGUCCAGUUUUUUUUUUUUACUUAAAGUUUGACGGAAAAGAUGCUUUUUCUUCUCAGAGCUUUUAGGUAAAAGAAACAGUGUUUUGUCAUUUCAGCUGUGGCUUAAGCUACAAUCUGUAUCCAAGAGUACCUUCCAAAACGAAUUUGUAUGCAGGAUAAAUGUUUUGAAGGCUUACCAAACGACUAACUUUUUUCAUCCACAUGCUCAUGCAUACCUGGUCCCACAAUGCAUCCAAAUACUAUUUCUCUGCUGCUUGUACAUGUCUUUUGCCCCUCCUGCUGACUUCCACUCUUCCCCCCGUCAUCACCCUUGUCACAGCGUGUCUCUCUGAGGCUGACUGAAAUUUUUCUUCAUAUUUCAAUAAAUGAUUAUGAUGCUUAUAA
This is a messenger RNA of Xyrichtys novacula (pearly razorfish), 68104 nucleotides long. Lineage: Eukaryota; Metazoa; Chordata; Actinopteri; Labriformes; Labridae. The record is from the annotation of a GenBank genome assembly.